CGUGUCUUUCACUUAUAUUAUAAUCGUACUUACUUUUGAAAUUCACGUGUUCGCUUCAUCGCGCCGUUGUUUAUUGGAUAACCCGUUAUACCUACGUUUACCUUAUCAACUCUUUGACCUCGCACAAUGUCAAGACCACCAGCUCAUCCCAAAGGCUGGGCUCCAGUCCCUUCGGUGACGUCACCGCCCGUAUCUUUUCGGCCGGCUACCCCAACCCGUCAAUCGCCGGUCCAUCGACUACCGCCGCCAUACAUUCCGUGUCCGAAACCUAUGAGACCCACGUCGUCUCCCCUGACAUCCGGACCGCAGCCGUACAGAUAUCCGUCGCCGUGUCCGUCUCCGCAAAUAUUCGAACGGUCUUGCGAGCCGCAGCCGUCGGCGUACCGGCCCCGGGAGUUCGUGGUACUCGAGGCGCCUUCGCCUCAACAAUGGUCGGACGAAGACAAUGUCGUCGACGGUCGGUCAACAGCGGAAAUUGUCGCUUCACAAUCGCAGGAUUACGUGGACGAGAAAUUGGCCGAGUAUCAAGCCACGAUUUACAUGCUACAAGACGAGCAGGAGAGAGUACAGAAGAAGACUUUCGUUAACUGGAUAAACUCCUAUUUAAGUCAAAGAAUACCACCGUUGAAAAUCGAUGAUUUAAUCGAUGACCUCAGAGAUGGCACUAAAUUGCUUGCAUUGUUGGAGGUUUUGUCUGGAGAAAGACUGCCGAUUGAACGUGGACGCAAUAUGAGGAGACCGCAUUUUUUGAGCAACAUAAACACAGCAAUACAGUUUUUACAAAGCAAAAGAAUCAAAUUAGUGAACAUUAAUUCGUCGGAUAUUGUUGACGGAAGGCCUCCAAUUGUUUUAGGACUUAUUUGGACCAUAAUUCUUUAUUUCCAGCUUAACCGUAAAACUGGAUUUACUGUUACUAACACUAUCGAAGAAAACACAAAAGGCUUGGCGACUUUAAAUUAUUCCUUUAGUGGGAGCGCAAGUAGUUUGGAUAGCAUUAAAUCACCAACAAUGGAAGUACAUAAAAAAGCCGACGGAGCUAAGAAAUCUUUAUUAAAAUGGGUCGCGACAGUAAUACCUAGGGAAAGCAAUAUCAACAUAAGAGAUUUUGGGCCCAGCUGGAGAGACGGUAUCGCUUUUCUCACGAUCAUAGACACUAUACAAACUGAUCUAGUCGACAUAACUACAUUAAGACAACAAACGAACCGAACACGUUUGGAAACUGCAUUUAACGUAGCUGAACAAGAUCUGGGAAUCGCUCGUUUACUCGACCCAGAAGACGUUGACGUGGACAGGCCUGAUGAAAGGUCGGUGAUGACUUACGUUGCCCAAUUUGUACAUAAAUACCCCGAAGUCCGUAGCGAUGGAGGAGAAUCAAUCGACAAAAUCCAAAAGGACUAUAAUAUCCUGCUAACGUGGUUGAACGAAAAAACUGAAUACCUUUCGUGGUCGCAAAAUUUGUCCCAAGACUAUGCGGAAUUUGAAAAAACGCAAGAGGAAAUCCACUCGAUGAGUAGCUAUUAUAAAAAACUGAAAAAAAUAUGCAACUCUGGAGCAGCAAUAUGCAUAUCGUCGCAAUCCUGGAAAGAAGUGGAACGACUUUGGUCGCUGUUAGAAAGUUUGAUGAAUAAGUGGCAAUGGCAACUGGAUCGUUCUUUGCCCGAACCAUUUAAAGCUAUCGGGGAAUGGAUCACUAAGGCCGAGCAACUUAUAAACAACGAUUCUAUUCCUUCUGUAAUGAACGAACAAACCGCUGUGAUAAUUAGUAAAAAGCUCGAAGAUCAUAAGUUGUUUUUCGGUGAUUUGCCGGAAGUUCAAGACAAAUUCAAUGAACUUCUAUCAAAAUGUAAAACUCAAAAUAGAGAAGUUCAAAAUUUAUCCAGACGUCUUCGCAACACUGAGGUGGAAUCGCAUAAACGGCGUUGUCGUCUUAAGUUUUUGGAGCACAAGUGUUGUUUGAUCGCAUUUUUAAACUUGACCGAAAACAAACUAAAAGCAUGGACUGUGAAGUACGGUCGUCAACAAGAAGUGCAGCGUUUAUUGGAGAAAUACAAUAACUUCGUGAUAGGCAACAACAUCUUCCAAGAGUUUAACAAGGCUUUCGUAGACAUGCGAAAUGUGUUCCAAGAAUACAAACACGAAUGCCGCAUAGAAUACAAGGAAACACUGGCCAUAGAUAAGUUUCUGCGGCAAACGGCCGAACAGUGGAAAAGUAUAGCGAUGGAACUCAGGUGUGCUCAGAGUAUGCUCGAAGAAGUCGUUUCUUAUUGGAGACGAUGGGAGACUUCACGCGCUGACAUGCAAACUUGGUUGCGGGUCGCCUCUACCAAAAUAAACCUUUCACCCGAACAGCAAAUCGAGUUUUUCCAGGACAUUGGUGUUUGGAAAGAAAAGUACGAGUUGCUCAACGACACCGUCAGUUUUUUGGUGGCCACGUCCGAGGACUCGAUCGCUGCAGAACUAAAGCAAGAAUUCCUAACAAUCACAAAGAUGUGGGACGAUAUAUUUUUAAAAACUAAAGACUACAUGCACUCUGGGGAUAUGAUCAGAAAUAGGAAAGAGUAUUUCGACGGGUUGGACAUAUUGCGAAAAUGGAUCGUACGUGCAGAGCACGUUAUGUCAUCCGUGCAUUUAAGUUCAUCCGGAAACAUCAAAGACUACCUUAAAGAUAUUCAAACGUUACAAGUCGAGUUGGAUCAAAUGGACGAACUGUUCAAAGCAAUCAGUAAAAAGUUCCAAGUACUCAUCAAAGACUUGACAAGAGAAGAAGUUAACGAAAUGAUGGCUUGCGUCAAAAAAGAAAAAGAGUCUCUUGUAAACAUAAGGGCGUCUAUACCAAAUCAACUGAACGCUCUUCAUCACAUGUUAGUUCAGUACGAUGCUCUAGAAUCUGGACAAAAAGAAAUUAAUGAGUGGCUUGACCACUGUGAACAGUUUAUGUCCACAUUAAAGUUGAACGAUAAUCAAGAUAAAUUACAAAGGGAUCUUGAGAGUGUAAAGAAUAUCAUCAUACGGAUGUCAUAUUAUCAGUCGAUGUUAUCGAGUAAAAAUAAAAUAUUUCAAAGCAUUAUAAAGUCUAUCCAACCAGAUCAGACUCAAGGAAAUAACGCUGAGUUUGUACAAACAAUGGCCGAUUUAAAUGCCAGAUUUUCAAGGGUAACUCAAGACUGUCAUCAAUGGGAAACGAAACUCCAGCAAACUCAGCGCUGUUGGCAUAACUUCACAGAAGUAGAAAAAGUUAUUUUGGACUGGGUUGAAAUAAGUGAGCGCAUACUUUCAGAAGAAAAAACUAGUUCUAGACAAAUUCUGGAAUCCCAAAAAUCGUAUCUCGAGUAUGCAAACCACAGCAAAUGGAUUAACGAAUUGGACAUGGUAGAAGGUGAACUUUUGCGAUGUAUGCCAAUACUUGAACAAGAUCAAAUAAGAGAGAGAUCGAAAAAACUGAAAAUGAAAUUAAAAGAUAAUCAAAACAAAAUUCCGAAUUACAUUUCAAGAGUUGAAUACAAGCUGGAUGAAAUAAUGUUCAAUCAAUGUAUGACCGAAGCUGAAAAAGAAUUAAACUUAGAAAAUCAAGCCCUUAUUAAAAACGAAGACGUAAAUAUGCUACUGCAACGCAACAAAGAGUUCUUCGACAAUGGCAUUAUAAUGAAAGAAAUCAAAACGAGUUUAAAUAAUAUGUCCAGCACUGUGAAUAACAUGCCUGACGCAUCAUUCGAGUCGAAUUUCAAUCAUGCUGUUCAACGUUUUGAAAACUUACAAAUGAAAAUAUCCGAAAUGAGACAGCAGUACACGCAAAUUCCUAAUCAGUUUGAAAACUAUAAAAUUAAAUAUAAUGAUUUGCAAAAAUGGAUGGAUUCGGUCGAUGUGAGUGUAGAUAAGUUAUUGAAGUAUUCGUUAAACGACGACGACUUCGAACGCGAAAAAAAUAUAUUUCAAGAUAUUUGUCGCGAAGUGGAUAACAAACGUGACGAUAUAAAGUGGAUGGUCCAAGUACUAGACAGUUUAUUGCCGUUUAUACCUAUUGACCAACAACAAAUCGAACAGCAACAAUUAGAAAUAUUAAUUAACAGAUUUAAACAUAUAAUACCAAAUAUUGAUAUAACCAUAACUAAAACUGAACAUUAUAAAAAAUGUGUCACGUAUAGAAAAGAAGUUAGAGAAAUCGGUGAAAUAUUAGACCGGGUAAAAGAUAGUCAAUCGACAAAAAAUUCAGCUUCUUUUGAAGACUUGAACGAACUCGUCAAAAAUCAAGACGAAAUUGUCACAGAUCUUGAAAAAACCCGGAGCAGUGUAAUGUCUGCCCUACAAAAAGGAAAACAGUUAACGAAAACCACAACUUCUACCCCGCAGUUUAUUUCACAGCUCGUUUCAAAACUUGAGACCGAUUGGAGUUAUUUGUACAAUGAAUCCAUAAAUAGAUUAAAUAAACUGAAAAAUGCCCAGAAACUCACGGUAGAGUAUAAUAAAACCAAAAACCAAAUUACAGAAAUUCUGGAAAUGGCCGAAAACCAAUUAAAAAUUGCACCGGAAGGCAAUAAGCCCAAUUCGAGAGAGAUAUCGUUGCAGCUGAGAAGCAUGCAAGAACUUAGUCUUGCUCUGCGGGAAACGGCUGAAAGCAAGUUAACCAAACUAAGAGAUAUACUGCAGAAUUUGCAUGCCCCUGAAGCUCAACUCAGUCUUGACAGCGAAGUCAACUUAAUCGAGAGUCAAUUGGUGAACACUAUUCAAACCGUUGACAGAGAGUCUCAAAAAUUGGAAAAACUAGCAAUUAAGUUGUCUGAAUUAGAUUCGGGUUUAAGUAAAAUACACGUUUGGUCUGUGGAAUCUGCUCCGGCUGAUAUACAAAGAAUACAACAAGAUCAAUCAAAUCCUGAAACUAGGGCCCGUGGAAUUGGUCAAGUACAAGAUGAAUUGCAAAAAAAACGGAACAGUUUGGAGCGUCUAACAGCAGAUUUACAAAGUUUUGAGAAGGAAAAUGAAACAAAUGAAACUCAAAAGUUACGACAAGAUUUAGACGAAGUAAGGCUAUCUAUCUUGAAUUUGGAAAGUAACACUAACCAACAAAAUCAAGAGAUAGAAAAUCAUCUCAAUGAGUGGCAAAUUCAAAAAUGUAAACUAGAUGACAUUAGAACAUGGAUAGAAAACACAGAGAAGACAAUCAACAUAGAUUACGUCAAGCCAAUUGGCUUGGAAAUGGCAAAGGAUUGGCUAAAAAUAGCAGAUGCAAUCAAUUUGGACUGUCAAGAAAAAAUAGAAAAACUGAAAGCCAUAGCUGUGGAAAACAACACUACAGUAGUUCUAAAUGAAGUUGACGCUAUUCAAUCUCGGUGCAUAUCAGUACAGUCGUCUGCGGUGCAACAGAGUACUCGUUUACAAAGGCUUGUAACAAACUGGAACGAUUUGAACGACAGGGUUGAAAAAAUCGAGAAUAAAAUGAAGCAACCAUUACUUAGGGAAUUAAAUAAUGAAUCGAUCACACCGUCAAUUAGCGAAGACGGGCUUCAGAAGAUGUUGCUAGAAAACAAAGCCUUAUUCCAAGAGCUUACCGAGUGCCAAAGUGAACUCUCUAAUCUUUCUCAAUGUUUAAAUGGCUUCUAUCAAAAUUUCUCACACGAGACUACAAAUGACAUAAAAAAUAAGCUGUCCAAUAUGAAACAAACAAAUAACGAAUUUUUGAAAGACGUUCAUGAAAAAAUACAAAAUAUUUCUAAUGUUAUGUCAGCGAAAAAAGAGAAUGCUGUUCAAAUAAAUGGAUUUUGCGAAUGGCUUAAUGAAAUGGAUUCCAAAGUAAAUUCGUGUAACGUGGUUCCAUUUAACGCAAUUGAAGACACGUUGAAAAAACUUCGUUUGCUCGCCGAAGAGCAUAUAGAAAAACAACCUAUGGUCGAUGAGAUGAAAAAAAAAUUAGUUCAUUCUAAAGACAACCAAGAAAUUCAGCAAGCAGUUACUAAGUUCAAAAAUAUUCAAGAUCUAUUGCAACAAAAAAAAAUAGUAUUAGAAAAAGUCAACGAGUUUUUCAUUUGGAACGAUGCUCUACUUGGGAAAUUGGGACACGCCGAGUUCAAGUUCGGUUGUAACCAAAUUGAUAACAUAGCCGACGAAACUACCAAAUCCAUAGAAGAAAUAGAAAAGUGGAAAAUUGACACAGAAUCGAUUGAAAGUUUGCUUGUACAAAGUAAUACUACGAUAUGCGGGUCGUCGUUUAAAGAUAAAUUCGAUCAAUCGGAAGAGAAAAUUAACAAAAUACAGGAAAAAUUAAAAAUCAAAGAAGAAAACGAACAGAAAAUCAAAGAGUGCCAAACGAGCGUGAACAACUUGAACAGACAUCUCAUUCAGGAAAUCGAACAAGUGGAAAAAAAUUUAAACUACCUCACAACGUCGUUAAAACACUACAACGAAGUGCCGAAUACGAUUCCGAAGCUUCGGGAAUUGGUCAAUUACACUUUGUUGGACGAGAACUUAAAACAACUAGAAGCCGAAAGUCAGCAGCUCGUUCAACUGGACAAAACCAUGUCGGCUCAAGUGCAAAACAAUAUUGUGGAAACGAAUUUAAAGUUGGCCGAUUUGAAAUCCCUGUCUGAACACUAUAUGACACAUAUGGAACGGAUCAAGGACAAUUGGUUAACGUACAAUAGUAUCAAAGAGAAUAUGCUGUCGACUAAAAAAGGCUGCACGGCAAUACUGAAAUCUGUGAAACAGUCAAACAACGUAUCCGAAGCACACAGUGUAGAUGAAAAAUACCAAGAUGUUAUUCAGCAAAUAUCUGCGGUGGAAAAUGAUUUACCAUCGAUGAAAGAAGCCGUUUCGAACAUAAUCGCCGAAGCGGAACAUUUGCCAGCGCUUAACGUGGACAACAUAUCGCACGAGUACGAGAACGAUUUGGAGAGUUGGAAAAAAUAUUUCAACGACGUGAAAAAACAAGCCGAAAAAAUGCACUCACAAUUCGUGAUAUGGAAACAAAUCAAUCAAAACAAAGAAAACAUUUUGCAAUGGUUAUCCGAUAUGAACGUCGAGCUCUUGGACAGUACUUCCAGUUUUGACGGUAUUGACAAAGUAAAAACUAAACUUGCCAAAUAUUUAGAAGAAAAACCGCAUUAUUUGGAAAUAAAUCACAACAUCAACGAGAAAGUCAGGAAACUAGCGAAAUUCAAUGAAAACAAGCCCAGCUUUACUUUGGACACGUUGUGUGAACUGAUUAAUGAACAAUUCAGCGGUGUCGACAGUGUUGCAAACAACCUAGCAGGCCUCAUCGACGUAUACUCCAAGCAAGAAGAACAAGUGCGGAGUGAAAUAAAAAAACGUUCGUUGGAUAUAAAUAACAUCAGAGAAAAUGUAACAAAAUGCGACAACCUAAGCAACGGCUUGGAAGCGUCGUUGAACAACUUGAAGUUCUGUUUAAAGUGCAAAGAUGAUUUAAUCAAAAUGAAUUUGAGCAUAGACGCAAUCAAUCAUUCUGUAACCGAAAUUAGCGAUUCGUUCCCUGUAUUUUCCGAGUCAAAUACGGUUAAAGAAUUGAAAAGUCUAAAAAACCGAUAUGAAAGUGUCGUGCAGCAAGUGGACAAAGUGGAAACCACAUUGAUGUCCUAUUUGAAAAAACAUCUAGAAGAAGAUUUGAAUAAUAUCGAACAUAGUACAAGGAGUCUCCACGAGAAAUUGACUUGGUGUAAACCGGAAGACGAAGUACAAAAAGAUCAGCUAGAAAUGAAACUUAAGUCCGUGGAAGAAAUCAAAAAUAAUAUAACUCCUUGCAAAAAACAAAGAGCCAAAAUAACCGUAGUUUUGGACGAAUUAAAUCAAUAUUCCUCUACGGACUUCAAUUUAGAAAAUUUAACCGUUUUCAGUGAAGUAUUGAGCUCGACUCUUGAGAAAACCGAGAAAGAAAUUUACGAACGAGAAGAAGAACUCAAAGAAUCUAUUAGCGUUUGGGACGAAUGUGAUAAUUGUUUGCAGACAAUUGUUCCGUCGUUGAAUAUCUUAGAAAAUGAUAUCAAGGACUUUGUGGAAGUACCUAUAGAUGUUCACUCAAUAGAUUUGACCCGAGGCAAAAUAUCUGACUUGCAGCCCAAAGCCAAAAAAAUCCGGCAAUUGUUUUCCGACUUUUCGACUAGUGUGGACAAAUUAAAAAGUGAUCACACUAAGUCCUUAAUGGAUAAUCAGGGCCAGAAAAUCAAGAAAAGAUUAGAGUCAUGUGAAAGUAGCAUUGAUUCAGGUUUGGAAAAAAUAAAAAAAUUGAACAAUAUGAACGAUAAAUUCAACAAGUCACAUGGUGUUAUUGAGAAGUCUAUGGACAAGUUGAUGAGUCAAAUUUAUGACAUUGAAGUCGCUCAAACCGGUGAUAAAAAAUCAAUUCAAAACGUACAAUCGGAUUUAUCCACUUUAAAAAAAUUCAACAAACUAUUGGAAGAUAAUCAACAGAAAAUAAAUGAUACAACGGCAAAAGGCGAGGAUAUGUAUUCUGAUAUCACAACAGAUAAUCGAGAAGAGAUUAGAACUAAACUAAAACAAUUGAGAACAACAUUAGAAUUAUUAAACGAAAAAUGUGGUAACUUAACAAAAACCAUCGAAAACGUAUUAGUUCAAAAAUCGUCGUUUGAUGAGAGUUAUAAUCAAAUUGAAAAAUGGCUAACUGAAACGGGCGACAGAUUAAAUGUCUGUGAAACUAUUAAAAAAAAUACUAUUAGUGACAAAAGAAUGAACGUGAACGCUUUAAAACAACUGAAACAAGAUUUAGACGCAUACAAAGAAGUAAUUAAUAAGCUAGAACAAAAAGAAUCUGAAUUGAACGAAAAAGAUACAAAUUUAAAAAUGACAAAUAUUAAUGAAAAAUAUUCCAACCUUCUGUUAGAAACUAAUAAACAGUUGUUGGUGAAUGAGGACAUCUUAAAAAAUCAUGAAUUAUAUGUUGAUAGCAUUGAACAAUUUAAAAAUUACCAAAGAGUAUUAUUCGAUGAUCAAAAGUUAUCUGGUGGCGAUAUUUGUGAUCUUGUCCCAGAAGACAUACAACAUAUAAUCGACCAGAGACCUGAAGGUGAUUUAAUAUUUGAAAAAUGUAAAAAAUUAAGUGCCACCGUGUUGAAAGAAACGGACGAAAGCGGCAAGGAACUAGUACAAAAUGAAAUUGAAAAGUUAAAAGGUGACUGGGAAAGUUUGAUGUCAGAUUUUCAAAAUAAUUUGAGCAUUGUAAAUAAAAAAAAUAGCCAGUCCAAGGAAAUGCUGUUGAAAAUAGAAAACCUGGACAAAUAUUUCAAAUCGGUCGAAACCCAAGUUAAUGACAGAUGCUUGAAAAAUGGACUUGAAAGCAAACGAAAAUACUUGAAAAAAUUAAAAUCAUUUGAUAAGGACAUUACACAAAAACACAAUGAUAUUAACGAAGUAGAAUCGGUUAUUUCCGAGUUGACACCCGACCUUCAUACUUCACUAAUUAAUUUAAUGAAAACUUAUCAGACAAUUAAAACAAAAACCAAGGAGGCAAUUUUACGGUAUGACAACUUUGUUAGAGAACAUCAGCAAUUCGAUACAGAUUACAAAAAAUUCAACGAAUCACUUCGACAUCUUUCAGAAGAUCUUCAACAGCACUGUGAAGUUGUUGGCGAUUUAGGAUUGCUGCAGGAAAGACAAAAGAAAUUGCUUUCAUUAUCGGACACGAAAUGUCAACUUAGUGUGCAAUACGAUUCACUAGCAAACCAAGCAGAAAAACUCUACUCUCAGACAUCUCCCGACGGGAGAGAAGUUAUAAGACAGAAAAUGAAGGAUUUGCGAAGCACGUGGGAUACAGUUUCAGACGGUUUACAGACGAGCCUUACCAAAUUCGACACUUGUUUAAUGCAGUUUGCCGAAUUCUCAUUGUCUCAGGAACAACUCACAAAGUGGCUAAACAACAUAGAGCAAUCCAUGCAAAACCAUACCGAGACCAAAGGAACGCUACAAGAAAAGAAAGCUCAACUGCAGAAUCAUGUUGUCAUAAAUCAAGAAAUCAUGUCGCACAAGCCAUUAGUGCAGUCAGUGUGUACUAAAGCUCAAGAACUCGUUGACCAAACUAAGGACGAUACCUUAAACGUAUACUUGGAUUCAAUAAAAAAUCUUUACGAAAAAAUCGUUGUUAAAUCCAUGGAAUUAAUGGACGAGUUACAACUUUCUGUGCGAAACCAUGAAGAUUUUAAUAAAGCAUGUCAAAAACUAGAGAAAGAUCUAAAGGAUGAACGAGACAAAAUACUAGAAUUUAAUAACGUCACGGGAGAGAAGGAUACUAUUUCUAGUAGAAUCGCAUACUUAAAAACUAAAAAAUCAGAGAUUGAAUCAAAUAAAGGCGUGCGUGAACAACUUAAUAUAUUAUUUUCACAAGUGAUUCAAACAACAACGAAAAAUGGAGUUGACGCCAUGGAAAAAGAAUUAUCAAAAAUGGAAAAAGAUAAGAGUCAGCUUGUAACUCUAAUAGAUGAAAUUGUGGAAAAAUUGGAAAAUGUAUCAGCACAGUGGAUGGAUUAUGAAACAAAAUUAGAAGAAUUUGCAAACUGGUGUAAAUCCACAGAAACCGUCUUUAAGGAUCAACAACUGCAACCAACAGCCGAAAAAAAAUUCAACCAAUUACAGUUGUACCUUGAAAAACGAGAAGAAGUCUUAAACUACGAAUCGAAAAUCGAAAAUUUUGUUGACCAUUCUAAUAAUCUGUUGCAUGUCAGCGGUGAAGAACGACUAAAACCGUUUAUACAUCAAAUUGGCACCAAGUACCAAUUCGUUCAGAUGCUGAGCAAAGAAACGGUCAACAAAUGGCAAACUAUCAGUGAUGAGCACAAGAACUUCGACGAUAAACUAAAAGAGUUUAAACUAUGGUUAGAACCGAUAGAUGGCAUGCCUGACGAUAUUAUGAAAAAUACCGAUAUGGACUUAAACAGCAAACUGUCGAUGUUGCUGAAAAUAUGCGAAAACCCGGAACAAGUAUCAACAAAAGUCUCAUUGUUAUGCUCGUUAGGCGAAAACUUAUACCCUGACACGUCUGCUCCAGGACGUGAAAAUAUCCGACAGCAGCUCAACGAUGUUCGCAGCAGGUGGGACACUUUGGAUAAUAAAAUCAAAAGCGCGCAAAAAAAUCUCGAAACACAAUCGCAACAAUGGAAUAGCUAUCAGGAAUCGAUUUUACAUAUUAUUAACUGGCUGGAUAAUAUCGAGAAAAAUGUUCUAUUCAACCAAUCGAACAUUGGAACGUCUCUGCAAGAAAUAAGAUCGAAACUUCUGAAACAAAAGGCGAUAAUGCAAGAAAUCAUUUCGCAAGGUCGCGUGAUCGAGACAAUUGUGGAAAAAGGAAAGACCAUACAAAAACCUCAAAACGAAAACGAUUUAGAAAAAUCGCUUAAAGACAGGUACGAUCUGUUACGACAAAAGAUCAACGACACAAUAGCACAACUAGAAAAUUACCUGGAAUCCUACCAACAGUAUCAAGAUUUGUCAAAAACAUAUCAAGAUACUCAAAAACUACUUUGGGCUCAAUUAUCCACGCAUACUGAUUAUUCGGGCAACAAACAGAUUUUAGAGAGCCGUCUGAAGAAAAUCGAUGCUAUACAAAAAUCGUUCGACAACAAUAAGUCAAUUUUAUUGGCAAUGCUUAAUUUCGUUGAAAGUUCUAAGCAAAAUAUUCCUCAAAAGGCUGUGGAAACAAUGACAAGAGAUCAUGUCAAUUUCCAAUUCGAACAAGAAAAAUUUCAAUCUUCCCUAAACGAUUUACUAGAAGGCCUUCAAAGUAGAAUCGACCAGUGGGUAGAGUUUGAAAACCUAAUACAACAGUUGGUUUCGUGGCAUAACGAUACAGAAAAGAAACUGCAAAAUUGUUCGGAUAAGGCUACGUUGGAAGAAAAAUCUCAACAGUAUAAUAAAUUCCAAGAUUUACAAAAAGAAAUCGAAGGUAAAUCAAAUUUAGUGAAAGAUCUUAUCUCGUACGCCGAUCAUCUUCAGCAAUCGUUGAGAGAAGCCAUAACACAUAAAGAUUCAGAUGUUCAGCAACCGGCAGAAAUACAGUCUUCGGGAGAAGCACGGUUAUCAACUAGAGUGAAACAAAUUUCCUCACGUUACCAAUCGAUGCAAACAACAAUUAAGGACAUUUUAAAUAAGUGCCACGAGUCGAUCGUCGUUCAUCAAGAGUACACCGACAAGUACAAUGAAUGUUCCAUUCAACUUACCAACGUCAAAGAGCAAUACGCGGUAGCGUGUCAACCCGGGUCUUCGUCGCAAAAGGUCCAUGAAUAUUUAAUACAGAAAUACGGGAUAUUAAACAGUUUGCUGGACACUAAACCGAACGUUACACACUUGCUGAACAGUUGUACAGAUUUGAGCGAUAAACUAUACCUUAGCACGUCUCCCGGUGGCAGGGAUAUUAUCAAAAAUCAGUUGGACGCACUUCAGGCAACGGUCGAAACGUUAUACGAUGAUAUUUCAACUCAAAACCGAGACGUUAAAGAUCAGCUGACGCGUUGGGGCGGGUUUGAAGAAAUACACAACGAGUUGAAACAGUGGUUCAACGAGAUGAAACAAAUACUGAAUAAAGAUUUAGUGCUGAGGCCGACGUUGGACGAGAAGAAAAUGCAGUUGCAAUUUUACCGAGACAUGCUUCAGGCGGCCAACAAACGAAAGGAAGAUGUGACCAAACUAAAGGAAUACGCUAACCAAUUGAAAAUGGCCGAAAACAACGACGCAAUGUUUAUGUCCUUUGACAAACAACAUGCGGAAAUACUGAACGAAAUUCAGCAUUUCGUCGAUAAGUACGAGGCAAUCGUAAAAGACCACGAGCAGUAUACAAAAGCUGUAAUGGAAAUGCAAGAGUGGCUCGACGCGACCCACAAUACUUUAUUGCUAUGGAGCGACACAAACUUGGAAAAAGUGUCAUUGUUAAGCAAUGUUGACCGCAUAAAAAAUUUGUUAGCCAGUCUUACCGGAGAAGAAAAUAGAAUUUAUAACAUACAAAAAUUAGCAGAAAAAGUUAUUCCCGAAACAGAACACCUCGGUCAGCUCAAUAUAAGGUCACAAAUUGAUUCAUCGCAGCAAGAUUGGGAAGGCCUUAUAACAACAGUCAAAUCAUCAAUAGAAGCUUUAGAAAAAAAAAUUAACAGUUGGAAUGAAUUUGAUAUACUCAAAGACACGUGUUCGACAUGGUUACGCGACACUGACAAUAAAAUUCAUGCAAUUGAUUUAAAAAGUUCGUUACAAGAGAAAAAAACUCAAUUUGAAGAACUUAAGGAGCUUCAAGGAGUGAUUCGAGCUAAAGAAUUUGAAGUAGAUGCUAUCACUGAAAAAUCUCAAAAUCUAUAUGCUAUGACAAUGACAAAUAAAAACUUCCAAAUCACUGAAAUCGUGCAAAAAUACCAUCAACUUUCUUCGAAAAUGAAAGAAUUAAUCGGAAAAUGGCAACAAUAUGUAAACGACCAUUUGGAGUUUGAAACUAGUUUAAGUGAAGCUGUAAUUUGGUUGGGAACUAUUCACGAUAAGCUCACAAGCUGUUCUGAUUUUAAUUCAACAAACAAAGCCGAUUUAGAAGAAAAACUUCUAGUCAUUCAAGAAAUAUUAUUAUACAAAGAUGAUGGGUUUAGCAAAAUACAAAACUGUGUCAAAAAAGCGCAAAUAGUGCUAGCCAACACUGCACCAGAAGGUCAUAAACCAAUUAACGAAUCGCUUAUUUCUCUACAAGAACAUUGGAGCAAUUUGGCUUCUAAAAUGGUUAAAACUAAGGCAGAUAUUGAUGAGUCCAUUCAAAAAUGGUCAGGAUUUUUGGAGCACGUGAAACAAGUAGGAAAUAAUGUAGGCAAAUUUGAGGAAACGUUAUCUGAACUGGACAUUUUUGAAGCAACGCUGUCUGAAAAACGAAGCCAGUUGGAAAAAAUAAAAUACUUAGAUGAAAAAAUUCGUUGUGAAAAAGUCGAAAUGGAUUUAUUGAAAUCUAAAGCGUAUGAAAUGAUCAAGAGUGGACAUCAGAGCAACGCAGUAGCUGAAACACAAGAAGUGUUCACGAAGUUCGACAAUGUUUCAGAUAAAAUUAAGGCAUUACUUUCUCAACGAGAACAGCAAUACAAAGACCACAAAACCUAUAAAGAAGCGUACGAGGAAUUAUCAAACUUUUUGAAUAGGUCAAAAGAAAAAAUACCCUCAUUGAAAGAACGGCCUUUGAGCGAUAAAAUGGCAAUUGAACAAGCUAUAGCUCCGUUGGAAUCUCUUUUGAAUAAAAGAGCACAAGGCGAUCUGUUAUUGGACAACUUAAACACCAUCGGGGAUGUUGUUAAGACCAGUACAUCUGAUGAUGGCAUGAAAAUUAUCGAACGUGAAAUAUCUUCAUUAUCAGAAGAACUUACAAAGUUAUUCGAUGGCAUAUUGGUUCAAAAAGAAAAUUUGCAAUCUAUACAUUCUCACUGGAGAGAGUAUAAGGAUGAAUAUGAAAAGUUGUCAGAUUGGCUACAACAAAAUGAUAUAUCAAUGAAAUCGAUCAAAAAUACCUUACUUGCGACUAUGGCGGAGAAAGCAAAUCAAGUGAAACAAAUUCAGGAAGUGUUAGACGAUUUAGUUAAUGGCAAACCGAAUAUUGAGAGAUUCAACGAAAGCGCAAAGCCGUUAUUAUCGUCUCACUUGGAUACUUACAUUAACAACCAACUCAAACAUUUGAACUCACGAUAUGAUGUCCAAGUUAACUUGGCCAAAGAUGUUCAGAAGAAAGUGGAAACAAACCUUGAACAACACGUUCAGUACGAAGAGUAUUUAGAAAAAGCGAAAAAUUGGAUAAACGAUGCCAAAGAAGCUCUUCGUUGCGGAAAUGAAUCGUCUUCGAACCCUACUAGAGAAGAUUUACAAGCUUGUCUUCAAAAAAUAUUGGAGUUAUUAAAAAGGCAGGAGGAAGGUCAAUUGAUUAUUCAUUCGACAGUGAAUUCUGGCGAAAAAGUUCUUAGGAACACUAGAUCCGACGGAAAAGAUGUAAUAAACAAUCAGCUGAAAGAAAUUCAGUGCGACUGGGAUAAACUUGUAAAAAAAAUAUCGACAGCCAAAGUUCACGUUGAAACAAGCUUGUUGCAAUGGGCUGAUUAUAAUUCAUCGUAUUCGCAUUUAGAACAGUGGAUAACAGACCGGGAAGCUAAACUUGAGGAAAUAUGCGAACCUAAGGCGAAGAAGGCUAAAAAAAGUCAAGCCGGCAUUGGUUCUUUGGGCAUUGGCGAACGAAAAGCGACAUUAAGACGAACAAACAGCAUAAUGCAAGACAUAGUGUCUUUUGAACCAAUGAUUCAGAAAGUGACUUUGAAAGCGGAAGACUUACAACAAGCUGCGCCUGCCAAUGAAAUCGCCAACAAAUACCAAACGUUAAGUAUAAAAGCGAAAGAUCUGUAUGAACAGCAAAAGAAAACGGUUCAGCUUCAUCAAGAGUUCAUCAACACCGGUAAUGAGUUUGCCACUUGGUUGCGGUUGGCCAAAGAACGAGCAGGCAAGAUAUCUGAGCCGACAGGAGAUAAAGAAAUGUUAAACGCUAAAGCGGUUCAAUUAAAAGUGUUGAUAAGUGAACUUCCCGAAGGACAGGGUAAAUUAGAAAAAGCUCUUGAGCGAGCAGAGGAAGCAUGUUCGAAUGCAUACGAAGAAGAAAAGGAGAUAAUCGAACAGGAAGUGGCAAUGUUACAGGAAGAAUUCGACUUGUACGCCGAUAUGCUACAAAACACAAAAACGUUACUUGAAGACGGUAUUUACAAACUGAACGAAUUCGACGAAUAUUCUAAAAAUGCAACCGCUUGGUUGAACAAAACCGAAACACUUGUACAAUCGUACAAUAAAUUGCAACCCAACCUCGAAAAGAAAAAAGAAUCAUUAGAGGAAUUCCAAAAUCAUUUGCAAACACUGUUUGAUUGGCAGAGUGAAUUGGACAAUUUGAAUGGAAAAGCACAGAUCCUUUUAGAGACGUGCUCUGAUACUCGCCUUUCAAAUUCAAUUACCCAAAUGACAACCAAAUAUAAUACGUUGAUAUCUUUGGCUAAAGAAGUCAUGCGACGUCUAGAACAACACUAUCAAGAACAUCAGCAACACAACUCGUUGUACCAAGAAAGUCUCGAUUGGAUCGAGAGAACAAGAGACAAGUUGAUAGAGUUCGAAGACAUGCCGAACACACUAAAUGAAGCUAAAAACAAAUUGCAAAGUCUAAAAGUCAUUAGGCAAUCUCUCGAACAUGGGCAAAACCGUUUAAGGUACACUAUGGAGUUAAAAGAGAAAGUGAUGUUGAGCACAGAAACUCAAGGUGUGAUUAAAAUCGAAGAAGACACCGAAAAUUUGAGACAAGAAUUCGAAAAGCUUUCGAAUAAAGUUCAAGAAUGUAACAAUAACUUGACCAUAAAGGUUUCGCAAUUAGAGGAGUUAGAUAAAUUUAUAAAAAUACUUAACGAGUGCUUAGGUGAUAUUUCUUCGAAAAUCAACGGCAACGAAUUGGAACAGCCGUUAAACGAUUUAAGCGAAAAGAAAACUGCGUUUGAAAAAUAUAAGUCUCUAUUGCGUGACCUGCAAACGCACACUGAUUUAGUGAAUCGAAUAUCGAUGAGCACGGACAACGUACAAUCCUUACCGCCGGAAUCAUUGUCCUGUGUGACAAAAUAUAAAGAGCUUGUUGAUUUGGUCACCAAACAAAUAUCAGAUAUAGAAUCUCAAGUGGCCGAUCACGAAGAGUACCAAAUUUCGUUGAUGAACGCGAACGAUUGGAUGCGUAAAACUCGAGUGGCUGUCCAGAGUUGUGCGGACAAACAUGGCGAUUGUAAUGCUAACAAUGAAAAAAUAGCCAAACUGAAAGAAAUCGAAAGUUCAAUCGGUGAAGGAGAAAGGAUGGUCAAAGACGUUCUGGCGUUAAUAAAGACACUGCAAAACAACACGGGUCCUGAAGGAUGCGACAAACUGAAUCAAGCCAGAGUUCAGCUAAACAGCGAUUGGGACGAACUGAAACAUUUCAUCAAGGAAGUACAAACGUCUUUGAACAAAUGCCAUAAAGCGUGGGACGAUUUCAACGUAGUGUUCCAAGCCUUACAAAAGUGGGAAUUAGAAUUGGCCGGCAAAGUUAACGCCGCUUGUUCGUCUAGUGAGGCAUACACUCCCGAAGAUUUAGAUUUGUUUAAAUCAUGGCUACAAGAAAUAGUCAAUCAAAAUGUUUCCGUGGAAGAGCUAACCGAUCGUUGUGAACUUUUAAUGGAGUUCAGCGCGUGUAAUUGGGUUAGGGAUGAUACGCUCAAAAUACAGUCUUCGUAUACUGAACUUUUGACAACAACACAAGGACUUGUGUCGAAAGCCGAAAAAAGUUUAACCGAUCACACUGAGUUCAUCACAGCAAAAGAAAAAGUUGAGGAAUGGUUGAACCGUGCCCACGGUACUGUCCAAGAUUGUAUCGGUGAAGGAGAUCUAUCAUGGGUUAAAGAUAAAUUACAGACAGUUAAUCUGGUUGCUUCCAGAAUCACUGAAGGUCAAUAUUUGAUGAAUGGCAUGCAAGACGUGUUCACCAAAGCUUUAAAUAACACAUUAGACAUUGAAAGAAACAAUCUAGUAACUGCCAUGGAAGAGCUAAGGAACAGUUGGAAUAGUUUAAACAUCGACUUAAACUCAGUUAUAGCACACUUAAAAUCUCUACAGACAAGAUGGGAAGAAAACGAUGAAGCUAAAGCUGUACUUGAAGAUUGGUUGAAUUCUAUAGAUGUAAAAAUAAAUGAAAAUUAUGAUUCCAAGGCUGAUUUGGGAGAAAUGAAAACACUAAUAGAAAGAAUUAAUCAUAUAAUAAACGAGAUCGAUGAAAAAGAAACGGACUUCCAUCACGUUAUAAAUGAAACAGAGGAGUUGUCAAAGUGUUGUAAAAAUAUUCAGUUGAAUACAGAUAUUAAACAUUUAAAAACUAGGAAAAACGAUCUCAAGGAAAAAGCAUUAAAGCGCAAAAAGAGUUUAGAAAGUGAAAUCAUGCAACAUUCUAACUACUUACAAGCACUCCAAGAAACUGAAAAAUGGCUACUACAGAUUUCUUUCCAGUUAAUGGCACACAACUCUUUGUACAUAGCCAAUAGGGAACAAACACAGGAACAAAUAGAUCACCAUCAAGUCCUAUUAAACGAAAUCAUUCACUAUCAAGAUGUGUUGGGCGAUUUGAAAUCAAAAGGAUCGACACAAAUUCAGCGGUACGUCAAGUCAACUCCGUCAAUCCAGUCAACGGUCGAGCUGCAACUGACUAACAUUCAAGACAGUUACAACUCAUUGUACAACACAGCCCAGCAAAUAAAAACUCGAUUAGAAGACUCGUUAAUGAAAUUUAAACAAUAUGAAGACAUGCUAGAAAGUAUUUCGACAAACUUAAAUGAAUAUGAACCCUAUAUGAACAAAUCCAUCCAAGAAGAUUGGACGCUAGAAGAAGCUCAGGAACAGCAAACUGUGUACACGAAUCUAUUGAAAAAACUUCAAGACGAAAAAAACCGAUUAGCAUUGGCCGUACAAGCUUGUGAAGCAGCAGUAGCUAGUAUAUCCAGGCCUAGUAGUCCCAUAGAGUCUGCUAAUUCUCAGAUUCCUGAAAAAGAGCUAGCUAUUCGUUUAAGACUCGAGGACUAUCUUGAUCAGAAAAACCAAAAGCCAUCAGAAAUGUCUAAAACAACGUUUUCAAUUGUUGAGCAUUUAGAAGAAACUGGCAUUCCUAAUCAUUUAAUCACAUACACUAACUAUGUACAAAACUUUGCUGACGAAUUAUCAGAGAUGAUAUCCGUUUUACAAAGUAAACACAAUCAACGCACUAAGAUAAAUGAGUGGAUUGAAGAACAAGCGACGGUCUUAAAAACAAUGAGAGAGAAACCUACAAAAAUUAACACGGAGGUCACAGCUCAAGAAAUAUCAAAUCUCAAUGGGCUGUUACAAGAUGUUGACGACAAAAGUAUUGAAAUAACAGAUUUAACAGCCGACAACUCAUCCAGGGAACUCAUUAAAAAUUUAUCCGAAUUAACAGAUAAUAUUACCAAAGUACUCGCAAAAAAACAAUUUGACCAAGACGUGUUGAAAAUGUUCAAAAAAAGCGAAGCUGAUUUGCAAAAUUGGUUCGACAAUUUAUCUAAACAACUCGACUUGUUAGAAAAAGGUAGUGGAAAAACAUGCGAACAGAAAUUAAACCUAUUUAAUUCGAUGAAAGAUGAUUACGUUACAAAUGGUGAAAAACUAUUAGACUCUUUUAAGAUGAAUGGCAAUAAUUUGAAAAAAGUAGUGAGCACAUUGGAUUCUCAGCUACUUGAUGACCAGAUUAAGUCAUCAGAAAGGCGGUACAGAGAUUUUGGUACAAGAAUGGAAAGGAAAUAUGAAAUUUUAGAAAAUUCCAACGCCAAUUUAAUGUACGUCGAAUCGAAAAUGGAAGAAGUCGAAAAAUGGAUCGAGAAGCGAUCUAAGUAUUUGAAUGAAUAUCAUUUUGAUAGCUACGAUUUAGAUGCUAUAGAUAUUUGUUUGGCAAAUUUGAAAACCAUUAACAAAGAAGGAGAUACGCAUAGAAUAUUCUUGAUAGAUUCGUUGACGGUCAAGCUCAAUGCUAUUGAAUUGGAAACUGAACCAAGUGAAUACAACGAUAUUGAAAACAAACUGUACAAACCUACUGUGGCAAAGUUGGACGCGUUUUUGAACAGACUAAACGAAGAAACGAGCAAAGUGAAAAAUGUGCACGAAGCAAGUCAGAAGUACGAUACAUUAUUAAACCAGUGUCUAUCGUGGCUAGAUCGUUGCGAAAAAGAUCUUACACCCGAUAAACAUGCGUUGGAACCCUUAGAGCUGGCGAUCGCUGAAAAAAAUUAUGAAAAUAUUAUGACUACCAAAAAUAGUAUUGUCACUUUUAAAAGUGGCGAACUUACCGAUUUGGAAAAAAGUAGUCAACUACUGUUGACCACGAGUAAAGACGAUGCCAUCUCAGUAAUAAAUACAGAUAUUUCUGGCGUACAUGAAAAAACCAAGUUAGUCGACGAAAUGAUCGUCUUAGCCGAAGAAACGGCUAAAGCAAUUGUAGAUAGCAGAAAACAGUUUGAAAAUAUCUUAAAUCAAUGUCAGCAAUGGUUUGGUGAGGUAGAGGUAAUAAUGUCAGCAGACGUCCGGCUAACAAGUUUGAAAACAAUAGAAGAUCAGUUACAAAAGUAUAACGAACUUGACAAUCGUAGUUCUGAAAUCGACAACAUACUAGAAACGCUUAAAUUGAACAGUCAGGAAAUAAUGUUAUCCGAAUCGGAUACUCUAAAGCUUGGUGAUCAAAUUGUGUCGUUGGAAAAUUCUCAGAAACGAGUAAAGACAACGAUUAAUGAUAGGGUUGAAAUGCUUCAGCAACAUUUAGACAAAAUGAAAAAUAUCGCUAAAACCAUUGAAGAAAGUAAGCAAGUGAUUUCCAAAGUUGAAUCAAAUUUGCAAGAACUAAGUCAACCCGUUGGAAGUACAGUGGAAGAUGUAAAAAACAUGAUCAAUUCAUACGAGGCGUUGUUGGGAGAGCUUAAAGAGUGGAACGAGAAAUUAGGAGACAACGAUACUGAGUCUCUUAGCGAAGUGAUUAAACAUCAAGAAAACUUAAUUAAUACCAUUGAGAAACAGCUGUCGAAACUAAGACAGUUGCUUUAUCUUCACGAACAAUUCAUGGCAUUCAUUUCGGAAAUUACUACUUUCCUGACAAAAUACUCAAGUGUGGUGGAUGAAAUUGGAAAGUCUGAAAAUACCAUACAAAAUAAAAUCAAACGUUUCGAUGAGGUCACAAUUAAAAUUCAAGAGUGUGAGGCAACUCUACUGUUGGCAACCGACAAAGGAGAAAGGAUAGCCGAAGAAGGUUCAGCGUCUGACAGAAACAAUAUUACUCAACAAUUGCAAUCGCUAAAACAACAGUUAUUAACAUUGAGAAAAGCUGUUGAAAAAGAAAGGCAGAAAUUGGAAGCUACUGCAGCAGAGCAUAUCAAAUUGGCUGCUGAUUUAGAAAAAGUUUUGGAUUGGAUACACGAAAAUGAAACUGUUAUUAAGUCUAGACCAUUACUUGACAUUAAUAUGAGUAGUAUUGAAACCGAUUUAAAAGCUCACGAGGAUUUAAACACAAAUGUUAAUAAGCAUUUGGAUCAACUGAAAACAAUAUAUUCUACGGCUCAAAAUCAAAAUAUUACCGAUAGUACAAUGUUAGAAAAUUUGAGCGAAGCUAGUUCCUUCAUGAAUAUUAUUCCAAAAGAAAUGAAAGACAGAGAACUAUAUCUGACUACUAACAAAGAUAACCGUUUUGAAUUCGAACAACUGAAAGACAAAUUCUCAUUGUGGGUCAAAGAAGCAAAACAACUAUUAGACUCGUCCGAAGGAAGUAAAAAUGAUUGCGAAAAUAUCGAAUCAAAUUUGGAAAACUUAAAGGCAUUUUUCAACGACCAUUACAUUAACGAUUUGGUUUCAAAUAAGAUCAAACCAGUAAUCGAUAAAAUACGUCCUUCCUUAAACUCCAAACAAAGUGAAUUCCUAAAGUCUGAACAACAUCGUUUGAACAACGAAGUCGGUGACCUCUUGAAACAAGCGCGUACCGUUCAAACGGAAAAAGAAAACGUCUUGGAGCUGCUAAAGAAAUACAAAAAAGCCGAAGUAAAUGUAUCAUCAAUUAUUAUAGACCACGGCACCAAGUUCAACGAAGAGCCAAUCGGCAAUUUAGCGGGUUUAUAUUUCAACGUUGAAAAACUAACUCUAGCUCAAAACGAUUUGAUUCGUCAACAAAGCGAAUUAGACUCGUUGAAAAAUAUAACCGAACAAAUUCUAGCGACCAUAUCCGAUGGCGACGGAAUUCAAUCCAAGACAGAAUCGUUGCUUAAACAGUGGACGGAACUCACCCAAAAGUUCUCGACCAGAAUAUUAACCGUUUCCGAAAUAGGAAACAAAUGGAAAGCGACCGAAAACGAAUUCCGAAACACGGAAAUUGAGUUGAAUCAAGUUAAAGACUCGUUGGCCAACAUUGAUAUAGUUGUUAGAUCGAAAAAUCAACUGGACGAAUACUUGGUAACUUUACAGAAUCUCGAAGAACGUCUAAAAGUCGCCGGCGUCAAGAUUGAAAGUGUUAAACCUAACUGUAAGAAUAUUCUGGAAUUUUUAAAUUCCGAGUCUCAUCCAGCGUCUACACAAUUGGACGACCUAAUUAAAUCACACGAAACUAAACACAAUGAACUUACAACAGAAUUGACUGAAUCAAUACGCAAGAUUGAAGAUAGCUUGACCGUUUUCAACAGUACUGUAGUUAAACUAGAUGACUUCCAACUAUCACUACAAGCUUUGAAACCUAAAGUUGAAAAUUUCUACAUAUUUGACCAGGACGUCGAGCAAACUGAAAAACUAUUUAAGGAAUUAAACAGAAAAGUGGAAAAUGUAAACAGCGAUUUGAAAAACUACAUUGAACUCACUCACAACAACUAUACAUCUUCACAACAAUUAGUACCCAGCGACUUACUGAGCAAGUUCAAUCCUUUGGAGCUUGUCUCUGAAGAGCUAUCAAGCCUAAUGGAGGCGAACAGCAAAGGAAUGAAACGGGCAAAAACCGUGCGGACUGAGUAUCUUAAAGACGUUGAUGAUGUACAGAGAUGGCUUCAGCAAGCUGAAGUGAAAGUUCAGGACCGUGGCAGUGAACCAAUAAAGAUCAAAGAACAUAUUCAGGUGAUUGAACAAGAGAUCAGCUCUAUAAAUGAUAAACUAGAGAGAGCUAUUGCACAUGGCAAAGAAAUUGUGGACAAGACUAUCGAUGCUGAGGAAAAAGAAAUCAUACCAAAAACCAUCGAGUCUUUGACUAAGGAAAUGAAUCAGGUGAAAAUUUGGUUGAAUGAAAAACGUCACCAGAUUGGCGAUACACUGGACGCUUGGCAAAAAUUCAUGUCUAUUUAUGAUUUAGUGAUGGCUUGGUGCCAAUCAAAAACAAAAUAUUUAGAUGAACCAAUUACAUUGAACAAUCUGGAAGCCGCUAAACAAAAGGCCCAAGAAUUUUCGGCGGCUGUAAAAUCGAGUAAACAACAAAGUAAACAUUUAGCAGAAAUGAGCAAAGAAUUGGAAAUCAUAGCUUUGUCAACAAAUGUUGGAUCUCUGCCGGAAAAACUAGAAGAGGCAAACAAUGCCAAAAAUGAAGUCGAGGGAAAACUGUCAGAAAAGAACGCUCUUUUGCACGAGGCUUGUGAAGAAUGGGAGCAAUUCGAAAGAAAAUUAAAAGAAGUCCGAAUCUUUUUGGAAAAAUCAAAAAAUGUAUUAGAAUCUACUGUUAACAAGAAACGGACAUUAAGAGAACAACACGAUUUAAGGGAAAAGAUGCUCGCUGACAUUGCUAUACAGCGACAAAAAAUUACUUUAUCCACUGAAAAAUUACAGAUCCAUUUCCGCGCAGGAUUUGGUGGCAGCACCAAUAUUGCUUCUGAAGCUAAAGACAUAUUAUUGCAACUAGACGAUUUCUUUAAGAUUGUGGAAGUUCAAGCGCAUAACCUGGAAGAAAGCCUUUCGCAACUUGACAAAUAUCAACAGGAAAUACAACACCUUCGGCAAAAAGUUAUAACAGCUGAACAACAAUUAAGAUUAGUGCAAAGUCCAACAUAUUUACCUCAUGACAGACAAAAGGCUUUGCAAGAACAAAAUGACGUUCGAAACGCACUGGAAACCUAUCGGCGACGUUUGGAUCGCACUGUGAACGCUGUGCGUACGUAUAUCGAACAGUUUAUCGGUGCCAAUCCUUUAAUAGCGUCCACUUCAUGUACAGAUCCUGUGAAUAAUCUUAAGACUCCAUUUAAAAACCGCGAGACAAAAACUCCCCGGAUAGCGUUAAAUUUAACUGAUGCCGCCGAACCGCCGUCGUCUAAAGCGCCUGUAAAAACGCGAUCGCCGUCGCCGUUUUGGGUGAAAGGAGAAACGUCCACUUACUCCGAAGUCGUUAAAAAUGGAAGUGUAUCAAAAACCAACAGCAGACAAACAAGUCCGGAAAAACGUCUAAAAGACGAGCCCGAACAACUUGUGAGCGACCAUACGAGUAGAAGAUCUAGUAGCGAAUUGCUUGAAAAAACCGAGUCAUUAACGACUUUAGAACUUGAAGCGAGUUCCGACAACGGGUCUGGUGCCAAGAAAAAAGUCAAAAGACGAUCGAGGUCCAGAAGGAAUCAUAAGGCCAAGGAAAGCGAAGAAUUACCAGACAUAAAUACUGUCGCCGUACCCAAGCCGGACGCGGCCAAAAGCGAACAGCUUAACACGACGGCCGUAGUGAACGUCAACAUCAAUCCUGAGAUUAUCGUUUCGGAUCCUAAGACCCAACGGAAGCACACACAUCCGGCGGCCGACACUUAUGACACAGCUGCGCCACUGGGUACGCCCGACCAAAGACUUUUGACGAUCGGCCCGUCGACACUGUUGUUUCAGCCGGCGAAUGCGCUCAACUCGUCGUCUAGACCGCAAAGGCUGUCUCUGUCGAGCCUUUCGGACGGCGAGCACUCGGACAGCUGCUUCGACCUUAACGAACGAUUAAAAGGCAUCUUCGGGUCGGUCAACGAAAAACACUAUUACCACCGUCAUCAUCACGUGUCCGUAGACCGGCCGCGUUCCAAGUCCGACACCCGCGACCUUAACAAAUUAAAACAGAUAUUUACCGCCGGUCCGGUAUUAUCAUCAGCUACUUGUUGUACAUCAUCCGCGUGCCGUUUCGAACGUAGCGCCGACAUUAUUACUAAUAGAGACUCCAUUUCCUAUAGACGUUCUUUUGAUAAUCUAUUACUCCCUACCGCUGGAUACGACGUCAUACGAGCCGAUGAACCGUCCGGCGCCAAUAAGCACAGCGAAUUUAAUAUAAAAUCCGACUUGCAGAUGUUGGGUCACGAGAGCAUUCCUGUGGAACUAGCUUUGAAACCAUUUGAAUCUUUUGUAGAGGGGCAAAUUGCUAAACAAGAAUUGACAUCGACCAAAGAAAUGUUAUCUCAUUUGAUCAACCAAGACACUAACACUAACACACCUCAAGAGGAGGUUGUUAGUACUUUGUCUUUAACCGUGAACGAACACGAACAAAUCUUAGAAAAAUUGAGUAACAAGUUCCGUGCUUCAUCUGAUGAUAAAAAUGCCAUUAUACACGAUUUGGACAACAAAGUUUUCGAAUUAAAUCGAACAUUGAAUAAAUAUACUAUUUAUGAAUUCAAUGAAGAGAUCAAGACAAUAUUAACUCGCUUGGAAUUGAUACGUCAAAAAUUCGAAUAUUUACGUCAAAACGUUACACAAGAAUUAGAAACUCAGAAAAACCUAGAAGAAAUUGACGGUCAAGUUCACUAUUAUGAAAAUUGGCUCAUCGAAGAUCAGAAUUAUGAACCAAAAGACAAGAUCGAGAUUGAAGAAAUAAUAAAUGGUUUAGAAAAUAUAUUGAGUCAAUGUAAUUUCCAUCAACAAAAUAUUGAAUACCAGACAAGAGUUUCGAAACUGAACAAUUUAAUUCGACAACUUAAACUAAAACAUAUGAAUGAUACUUCAAAGCAGGGUACAAAAACGUAUGUCGAAAGCACGAAUAUUUCCUCUGAUUUAUUUAGCAUGAAUGCACCUAAAGAUUUAAUAUCUGUUAGCGUUGACAAAUGCAUGAAACUUCCUACUAUCUUUUCCGUUCAUAAACCAUUAUUUACAAACGCAGAACCAAAAAUGGAUCUGAAUAAAGAUACAAAAAAUAAUGAAAUAGAAAAAGAGGUAAGUGACACGAAUGUUCUAAAACGAAGCGAUACUUUAAAAAGUCCAAAACUGGUUAGGAAAGUAGUUCAAGAAAUGCAAAGUGAUAUAGACCAUUUUAAAGAAUCUGAUUCAUCAUUAAACACCUCAAGAAAUAUAAACGAUAAGUCCGCCAAACCAUUUUUCACCUUUAAAUUGCCAAAUGUUUUUGUCAAAAAAUCUAAAACAGUGGACCAAGAAACUGAAUAUUCGCCGUCAAAACAAGAUUUGGGUAAUGAAAACGACAAAAGCAACGUAAAACUAUUAAAGUUUAAAAGAAUCAAUAGUCAAAAUGCAGAAUUGAAUGAGUACCCAACGAAUACCACAGACGCUGAACCAACUAAUGAUAAUGAGAAUACUUUAGUCAAUAUUAAUAAAAGAGUCGCAACAAUAUUGCUAAAAAAUAAAGCGGAUUUAAAAAAUACAACAGAAGUAAAUGAUGAGAAAGAAGUUACACAUAUUCCUGAAAAUCAGUAUAUUAUCAACUCUGAAACUGAUAAUAAAACGAAAGCCAAACAAUUGCAUGUCACCGCUGAAACCGAAAAUCCCGUUGGACAGGUAUUCGAAGAAUAUUCUGGACACAAAGAAUCGGCUAACAAUUUAUUCCCAGAAACCAGAAAUAAUGAUUAUAUGGUAGAAAUAUUUGAUGAACCAGACAAUGUGACACAAAUAUUAUCAACUUCUAGUCAUCAAAAUUAUGAGACUAGAACAAUAACCAAAACACGCAGAAUUAUAAAAAAAAUAGUCUACGUGGAUGGAAAAGAACAAAUUAUUGAAGAAAUAAUAGAAGAACCAGAUAUUAAGAACCAUAAUCAAGAAUUUAGUCAUUUUGUAGAUGCAAUAGAAAAACCUGAAAAUGCUUUUACAUCAAAUCAGUCUAGCACAAUACAAACUAACAGAGAAACUUCCCAUAUAACAAUAACUAAAUCAAAAAAGAUCAUUAGAAAAGUAAUUGUAGUGGACGGUAAAGAAAGUGUAGUGGAAGAAGUCGUAGAAGAAGGGCCACUCAACACAAGUGAAACAUUCACAUCCGAUUACAACCCAUUUUUUAUGGAAACUAAUAGAAAAUCAAUACAAAAUCAAAAUAAAUUGAUUUCGUUAAUAUCUACACCGUUAAAACAAGAAAUUCAAACAACUGAUGUCAUUCCUAACGAAACGAAAAAACAAUCGUUACAAAAAAAUAUCAAAACAGUUGAAGCAGAUAAUAAUUGUCAAGAGUAUGUAAUUAUACCAAGCUCAGAAACUACUAAUAAAAGCAAUCAAUCAAAAGAAAUUAUUGAAAACAAAGGAAGUUUAAAAAAGACAUAUGAUGUCAACAGAGAGGAACCAGUUAAUCAGUACAUAACUAAGGAGCCAGAAAUCGUUGAAGAGAACAAUGGUGAUGUAUUAAAAACGUACUACCAAACUUAUGAAGAAAAAAAACAAACAAAUACACCAGAAAAGUAUGUAAGUUCCAGAGAACAAUCAGGAACAGAUGAAGAAAAUAAAAAAACUACAUUCGUAACUGUUACAAGAACAAGAAAGAUCAUUAAAAAAGUAACUGUAGUAGAUGGUAAGGAAAUAGUAGAAGAACUUGUAGAAGAAUGGCCUAACGAUAAAGAAGAAUGUGGAUUAAAAAUAAAAGGAACAACAAAAGUUGGUUAUAACACAAAAGAGAAUAUCCAUAUUUCAGAAAUACCAGACACAUAUACCAGCGACAACUCGGAUCAAAUUAAAAAUGAAAAUAAAAAAAAAUAUGAAAACAUGGAUGACGGAAACUAUUUAGUUCUUCAACACGAAGAAAAUUCACAAGUGGAAUUACAAAAAGAUGACAAUAAACAUCGAAUAAAAAAAAAAGACAAACUUAAUACCGUAAGCAGAAGUGAAAUAAAACCAAAACACGUCGAAACGAAACCAGAGAAAACACAAUCGUUUUUAAGUAAACUUAUGCGUAAAGAUAAAAAUAAAAUGCCACAAAAGAAAACAGACAUUGAAAAAAGCAUAGCUAAAGAAAACAAAUCAAACGUUAAAUCUUUCAUAGAACAUGAGCAGGAAGCGUUUAAAAUAAACGAAACGAAUAUCACUGGUAAACUGGACGUCAAGACGCCCAAAGCGGUUGAUUUGCCAUCAGUUGACGUUAAAUCACCACAAGUGUCGGCCAAAGUCGACAUCACAUCUCCGAAAAUCGGUAAACCCGAGUUCGAAUUACCUACGGUCGACAUCAAGACACCGGGCUUAUCCGAAAAAAUUGACGUCAAAGUAUCGAAAACAAUUGACGUGGACGUGCCUAAGGUAGCCGUGCCCGCAGUGGACAUAAAAACACCGAAAUUCUUUGGUACAGCUGACGUGAAAUUGCCAAAAGCGGUCGACGUUCACAUUCCAAAAGUCGAUAUUCCGUCAGCCGAUCUUAAAUCACCAACAGUAUCUGGUAAGGUUGACAUCAAAUCACCAAAAGCAGUUGAUAUCACCCUGCCCCACGUGGAAUUGCCGAAGGUAGACUUUAAGUCAUCGGAAAUUUCCGAAAACCUGGACGUCCAUGUAUCAAAACCAACGGUGGACGUCGACGUGCCACAGGUAAAAUUGCCUGCAGUGGACAUAAAAACACCGGUAAUUGGCGGAAAGGUCGAUGUCAAAUUGCCCGAAUCCGUUGACUCGAAACCAGAAAAACACCAGUCGUUUUUGGGUAAACUAAUGCGUAAAGGCAAAAAGGACACGCCGCAGAAAUCAUUGGACAUUGACAUAGACACCGACAUUGUAGCUAAAACGGAAGUCACGUCUUUCUUGGACCAAGAGAGACAGGCGUUCGAAGUACCGGACCCGAAUUUGAAUUUGUCUGCAUCAUUACCGACCAUCGACGCACGAGUAGACGUUUCGGCUACUGACGAAUCUGCCGACUCGAAAUCACCAAGUGCUAAGUCGAGAAAGUCGAAGAAACCUAAAACUGAACAGACCGUACCACAAAUAAACAAACCGGCGGCUGAUGGCAAGGUUGAUAUCAAAUAUACCACAGGUGUCGAUAUUAAAUUACCUAAAGUCGACCUGCCAACGGUUGACGUUAAAACGCCGACAGUAUCCGGAAUCGUAGACUUACACGCACCGAAGACAUUUGACGUCAACGUGCCUCACGUCGACGUUCCGGCAGCUGACAUUAAAACACCGCAGAUCACCGGUAAACUGGACGUCAAGAAGCCAAAAGCGAUUGACGUUAAGAUUCCAACGGUCGAUUUGCCAUCAGUUGACGUUAAAUCACCACAAGUGUCGGCCAAAGUCGACAUCACAUCUCCGAAAAUCGGUAAACCCGAGUUCGAAUUACCUACGGUCGACAUCAAGACACCGGGCUUAUCCGAAAAAAUUGACGUCAAAGUAUCGAAAACAAUUGACGUGGACGUGCCUAAGGUAGCCGUGCCCGCAGUGGACAUAAAAACACCGAAAUUCUUUGGUACAGCUGACGUGAAAUUGCCAAAAGCGGUCGACGUUCACAUUCCAAAAGUCGAUAUUCCGUCAGCCGAUCUUAAAUCACCAACAGUAUCUGGUAAGGUUGACAUCAAAUCACCAAAAGCAGUUGAUAUCACCCUGCCCCACGUGGAAUUGCCGAAGGUAGACUUUAAGUCAUCGGAAAUUUCCGAAAACCUGGACGUCCAUGUAUCAAAACCAACGGUGGACGUCGACGUGCCACAGGUAAAAUUGCCUGCAGUGGACAUAAAAACACCGGUAAUUGGCGGAAAGGUCGAUGUCAAAUUGCCCGAAUCCGUUGACUCGAAACCAGAAAAACACCAGUCGUUUUUGGGUAAACUAAUGCGUAAAGGCAAAAAGGACACGCCGCAGAAAUCAUUGGACAUUGACAUAGACACCGACAUUGUAGCUAAAACGGAAGUCACGUCUUUCUUGGACCAAGAGAGACAGGCGUUCGAAGUACCGGACCCGAAUUUGAAUUUGUCUGCAUCAUUACCGACCAUCGACGCACGAGUAGACGUUUCGGCUACUGACGAAUCUGCCGACUCGAAAUCACCAAGUGCUAAGUCGAGAAAGUCGAAGAAACCUAAAACUGAACAGACCGUACCACAAAUAAACAAACCGGCGGCUGAUGGCAAGGUUGAUAUCAAAUAUACCACAGGUGUCGAUAUUAAAUUACCUAAAGUCGACCUGCCAACGGUUGACGUUAAAACGCCGACAGUAUCCGGAAUCGUAGACUUACACGCACCGAAGACAUUUGACGUCAACGUGCCUCACGUCGACGUUCCGGCAGCUGACAUUAAAACACCGCAGAUCACCGGUAAACUGGACGUCAAGAAGCCAAAAGCGAUUGACGUUAAGAUUCCAACGGUCGAUUUGCCAUCAGUUGACGUUAAAUCACCACAAGUGUCGGCCAAAGUCGACAUCACAUCUCCGAAAAUCGGUAAACCCGAGUUCGAAUUACCUACGGUCGACAUCAAGACACCGGGCUUAUCCGAAAAAAUUGACGUCAAAGUAUCGAAAACAAUUGACGUGGACGUGCCUAAGGUAGCCGUGCCCGCAGUGGACAUAAAAACACCGAAAUUCUUUGGUACAGCUGACGUGAAAUUGCCAAAAGCGGUCGACGUUCACAUUCCAAAAGUCGAUAUUCCGUCAGCCGAUCUUAAAUCACCAACAGUAUCUGGUAAGGUUGACAUCAAAUCACCAAAAGCAGUUGAUAUCACCCUGCCCCACGUGGAAUUGCCGAAGGUAGACUUUAAGUCAUCGGAAAUUUCCGAAAACCUGGACGUCCAUGUAUCAAAACCAACGGUGGACGUCGACGUGCCACAGGUAAAAUUGCCUGCAGUGGACAUAAAAACACCGGUAAUUGGCGGAAAGGUCGAUGUCAAAUUGCCCGAAUCCGUUGACUCGAAACCAGAAAAACACCAGUCGUUUUUGGGUAAACUAAUGCGUAAAGGCAAAAAGGACACGCCGCAGAAAUCAUUGGACAUUGACAUAGACACCGACAUUGUAGCUAAAACGGAAGUCACGUCUUUCUUGGACCAAGAGAGACAGGCGUUCGAAGUACCGGACCCGAAUUUGAAUUUGUCUGCAUCAUUACCGACCAUCGACGCACGAGUAGACGUUUCGGCUACUGACGAAUCUGCCGACUCGAAAUCACCAAGUGCUAAGUCGAGAAAGUCGAAGAAACCUAAAACUGAACAGACCGUACCACAAAUAAACAAACCGGCGGCUGAUGGCAAGGUUGAUAUCAAAUAUACCACAGGUGUCGAUAUUAAAUUACCUAAAGUCGACCUGCCAACGGUUGACGUUAAAACGCCGACAGUAUCCGGAAUCGUAGACUUACACGCACCGAAGACAUUUGACGUCAACGUGCCUCACGUCGACGUUCCGGCAGCUGACAUUAAAACACCGCAGAUCACCGGUAAACUGGACGUCAAGAAGCCAAAAGCGAUUGACGUUAAGAUUCCAACGGUCGAUUUGCCAUCAGUUGACGUUAAAUCACCACAAGUGUCGGCCAAAGUCGACAUCACAUCUCCGAAAAUCGGUAAACCCGAGUUCGAAUUACCUACGGUCGACAUCAAGACACCGGGCUUAUCCGAAAAAAUUGACGUCAAAGUAUCGAAAACAAUUGACGUGGACGUGCCUAAGGUAGCCGUGCCCGCAGUGGACAUAAAAACACCGAAAUUCUUUGGUACAGCUGACGUGAAAUUGCCAAAAGCGGUCGACGUUCACAUUCCAAAAGUCGAUAUUCCGUCAGCCGAUCUUAAAUCACCAACAGUAUCUGGUAAGGUUGACAUCAAAUCACCAAAAGCAGUUGAUAUCACCCUGCCCCACGUGGAAUUGCCGAAGGUAGACUUUAAGUCAUCGGAAAUUUCCGAAAACCUGGACGUCCAUGUAUCAAAACCAACGGUGGACGUCGACGUGCCACAGGUAAAAUUGCCUGCAGUGGACAUAAAAACACCGGUAAUUGGCGGAAAGGUCGAUGUCAAAUUGCCCGAAUCCGUUGACUCGAAACCAGAAAAACACCAGUCGUUUUUGGGUAAACUAAUGCGUAAAGGCAAAAAGGACACGCCGCAGAAAUCAUUGGACAUUGACAUAGACACCGACAUUGUAGCUAAAACGGAAGUCACGUCUUUCUUGGACCAAGAGAGACAGGCGUUCGAAGUACCGGACCCGAAUUUGAAUUUGUCUGCAUCAUUACCGACCAUCGACGCACGAGUAGACGUUUCGGCUACUGACGAAUCUGCCGACUCGAAAUCACCAAGUGCUAAGUCGAGAAAGUCGAAGAAACCUAAAACUGAACAGACCGUACCACAAAUAAACAAACCGGCGGCUGAUGGCAAGGUUGAUAUCAAAUAUACCACAGGUGUCGAUAUUAAAUUACCUAAAGUCGACCUGCCAACGGUUGACGUUAAAACGCCGACAGUAUCCGGAAUCGUAGACUUACACGCACCGAAGACAUUUGACGUCAACGUGCCUCACGUCGACGUUCCGGCAGCUGACAUUAAAACACCGCAGAUCACCGGUAAACUGGACGUCAAGAAGCCAAAAGCGAUUGACGUUAAGAUUCCAACGGUCGAUUUGCCAUCAGUUGACGUUAAAUCACCACAAGUGUCGGCCAAAGUCGACAUCACAUCUCCGAAAAUCGGUAAACCCGAGUUCGAAUUACCUACGGUCGACAUCAAGACACCGGGCUUAUCCGAAAAAAUUGACGUCAAAGUAUCGAAAACAAUUGACGUGGACGUGCCUAAGGUAGCCGUGCCCGCAGUGGACAUAAAAACACCGAAAUUCUUUGGUACAGCUGACGUGAAAUUGCCAAAAGCGGUCGACGUUCACAUUCCAAAAGUCGAUAUUCCGUCAGCCGAUCUUAAAUCACCAACAGUAUCUGGUAAGGUUGACAUCAAAUCACCAAAAGCAGUUGAUAUCACCCUGCCCCACGUGGAAUUGCCGAAGGUAGACUUUAAGUCAUCGGAAAUUUCCGAAAACCUGGACGUCCAUGUAUCAAAACCAACGGUGGACGUCGACGUGCCACAGGUAAAAUUGCCUGCAGUGGACAUAAAAACACCGGUAAUUGGCGGAAAGGUCGAUGUCAAAUUGCCCGAAUCCGUUGACUCGAAACCAGAAAAACACCAGUCGUUUUUGGGUAAACUAAUGCGUAAAGGCAAAAAGGACACGCCGCAGAAAUCAUUGGACAUUGACAUAGACACCGACAUUGUAGCUAAAACGGAAGUCACGUCUUUCUUGGACCAAGAGAGACAGGCGUUCGAAGUACCGGACCCGAAUUUGAAUUUGUCUGCAUCAUUACCGACCAUCGACGCACGAGUAGACGUUUCGGCUACUGACGAAUCUGCCGACUCGAAAUCACCAAGUGCUAAGUCGAGAAAGUCGAAGAAACCUAAAACUGAACAGACCGUACCACAAAUAAACAAACCGGCGGCUGAUGGCAAGGUUGAUAUCAAAUAUACCACAGGUGUCGAUAUUAAAUUACCUAAAGUCGACCUGCCAACGGUUGACGUUAAAACGCCGACAGUAUCCGGAAUCGUAGACUUACACGCACCGAAGACAUUUGACGUCAACGUGCCUCACGUCGACGUUCCGGCAGCUGACAUUAAAACACCGCAGAUCACCGGUAAACUGGACGUCAAGAAGCCAAAAGCGAUUGACGUUAAGAUUCCAACGGUCGAUUUGCCAUCAGUUGACGUUAAAUCACCACAAGUGUCGGCCAAAGUCGACAUCACAUCUCCGAAAAUCGGUAAACCCGAGUUCGAAUUACCUACGGUCGACAUCAAGACACCGGGCUUAUCCGAAAAAAUUGACGUCAAAGUAUCGAAAACAAUUGACGUGGACGUGCCUAAGGUAGCCGUGCCCGCAGUGGACAUAAAAACACCGAAAUUCUUUGGUACAGCUGACGUGAAAUUGCCAAAAGCGGUCGACGUUCACAUUCCAAAAGUCGAUAUUCCGUCAGCCGAUCUUAAAUCACCAACAGUAUCUGGUAAGGUUGACAUCAAAUCACCAAAAGCAGUUGAUAUCACCCUGCCCCACGUGGAAUUGCCGAAGGUAGACUUUAAGUCAUCGGAAAUUUCCGAAAACCUGGACGUCCAUGUAUCAAAACCAACGGUGGACGUCGACGUGCCACAGGUAAAAUUGCCUGCAGUGGACAUAAAAACACCGGUAAUUGGCGGAAAGGUCGAUGUCAAAUUGCCCGAAUCCGUUGACUCGAAACCAGAAAAACACCAGUCGUUUUUGGGUAAACUAAUGCGUAAAGGCAAAAAGGACACGCCGCAGAAAUCAUUGGACAUUGACAUAGACACCGACAUUGUAGCUAAAACGGAAGUCACGUCUUUCUUGGACCAAGAGAGACAGGCGUUCGAAGUACCGGACCCGAAUUUGAAUUUGUCUGCAUCAUUACCGACCAUCGACGCACGAGUAGACGUUUCGGCUACUGACGAAUCUGCCGACUCGAAAUCACCAAGUGCUAAGUCGAGAAAGUCGAAGAAACCUAAAACUGAACAGACCGUACCACAAAUAAACAAACCGGCGGCUGAUGGCAAGGUUGAUAUCAAAUAUACCACAGGUGUCGAUAUUAAAUUACCUAAAGUCGACCUGCCAACGGUUGACGUUAAAACGCCGACAGUAUCCGGAAUCGUAGACUUACACGCACCGAAGACAUUUGACGUCAACGUGCCUCACGUCGACGUUCCGGCAGCUGACAUUAAAACACCGCAGAUCACCGGUAAACUGGACGUCAAGAAGCCAAAAGCGAUUGACGUUAAGAUUCCAACGGUCGAUUUGCCAUCAGUUGACGUUAAAUCACCACAAGUGUCGGCCAAAGUCGACAUCACAUCUCCGAAAAUCGGUAAACCCGAGUUCGAAUUACCUACGGUCGACAUCAAGACACCGGGCUUAUCCGAAAAAAUUGACGUCAAAGUAUCGAAAACAAUUGACGUGGACGUGCCUAAGGUAGCCGUGCCCGCAGUGGACAUAAAAACACCGAAAUUCUUUGGUACAGCUGACGUGAAAUUGCCAAAAGCGGUCGACGUUCACAUUCCAAAAGUCGAUAUUCCGUCAGCCGAUCUUAAAUCACCAACAGUAUCUGGUAAGGUUGACAUCAAAUCACCAAAAGCAGUUGAUAUCACCCUGCCCCACGUGGAAUUGCCGAAGGUAGACUUUAAGUCAUCGGAAAUUUCCGAAAACCUGGACGUCCAUGUAUCAAAACCAACGGUGGACGUCGACGUGCCACAGGUAAAAUUGCCUGCAGUGGACAUAAAAACACCGGUAAUUGGCGGAAAGGUCGAUGUCAAAUUGCCCGAAUCCGUUGACUCGAAACCAGAAAAACACCAGUCGUUUUUGGGUAAACUAAUGCGUAAAGGCAAAAAGGACACGCCGCAGAAAUCAUUGGACAUUGACAUAGACACCGACAUUGUAGCUAAAACGGAAGUCACGUCUUUCUUGGACCAAGAGAGACAGGCGUUCGAAGUACCGGACCCGAAUUUGAAUUUGUCUGCAUCAUUACCGACCAUCGACGCACGAGUAGACGUUUCGGCUACUGACGAAUCUGCCGACUCGAAAUCACCAAGUGCUAAGUCGAGAAAGUCGAAGAAACCUAAAACUGAACAGACCGUACCACAAAUAAACAAACCGGCGGCUGAUGGCAAGGUUGAUAUCAAAUAUACCACAGGUGUCGAUAUUAAAUUACCUAAAGUCGACCUGCCAACGGUUGACGUUAAAACGCCGACAGUAUCCGGAAUCGUAGACUUACACGCACCGAAGACAUUUGACGUCAACGUGCCUCACGUCGACGUUCCGGCAGCUGACAUUAAAACACCGCAGAUCACCGGUAAACUGGACGUCAAGAAGCCAAAAGCGAUUGACGUUAAGAUUCCAACGGUCGAUUUGCCAUCAGUUGACGUUAAAUCACCACAAGUGUCGGCCAAAGUCGACAUCACAUCUCCGAAAAUCGGUAAACCCGAGUUCGAAUUACCUACGGUCGACAUCAAGACACCGGGCUUAUCCGAAAAAAUUGACGUCAAAGUAUCGAAAACAAUUGACGUGGACGUGCCUAAGGUAGCCGUGCCCGCAGUGGACAUAAAAACACCGAAAUUCUUUGGUACAGCUGACGUGAAAUUGCCAAAAGCGGUCGACGUUCACAUUCCAAAAGUCGAUAUUCCGUCAGCCGAUCUUAAAUCACCAACAGUAUCUGGUAAGGUUGACAUCAAAUCACCAAAAGCAGUUGAUAUCACCCUGCCCCACGUGGAAUUGCCGAAGGUAGACUUUAAGUCAUCGGAAAUUUCCGAAAACCUGGACGUCCAUGUAUCAAAACCAACGGUGGACGUCGACGUGCCACAGGUAAAAUUGCCUGCAGUGGACAUAAAAACACCGGUAAUUGGCGGAAAGGUCGAUGUCAAAUUGCCCGAAUCCGUUGACUCGAAACCAGAAAAACACCAGUCGUUUUUGGGUAAACUAAUGCGUAAAGGCAAAAAGGACACGCCGCAGAAAUCAUUGGACAUUGACAUAGACACCGACAUUGUAGCUAAAACGGAAGUCACGUCUUUCUUGGACCAAGAGAGACAGGCGUUCGAAGUACCGGACCCGAAUUUGAAUUUGUCUGCAUCAUUACCGACCAUCGACGCACGAGUAGACGUUUCGGCUACUGACGAAUCUGCCGACUCGAAAUCACCAAGUGCUAAGUCGAGAAAGUCGAAGAAACCUAAAACUGAACAGACCGUACCACAAAUAAACAAACCGGCGGCUGAUGGCAAGGUUGAUAUCAAAUAUACCACAGGUGUCGAUAUUAAAUUACCUAAAGUCGACCUGCCAACGGUUGACGUUAAAACGCCGACAGUAUCCGGAAUCGUAGACUUACACGCACCGAAGACAUUUGACGUCAACGUGCCUCACGUCGACGUUCCGGCAGCUGACAUUAAAACACCGCAGAUCACCGGUAAACUGGACGUCAAGAAGCCAAAAGCGAUUGACGUUAAGAUUCCAACGGUCGAUUUGCCAUCAGUUGACGUUAAAUCACCACAAGUGUCGGCCAAAGUCGACAUCACAUCUCCGAAAAUCGGUAAACCCGAGUUCGAAUUACCUACGGUCGACAUCAAGACACCGGGCUUAUCCGAAAAAAUUGACGUCAAAGUAUCGAAAACAAUUGACGUGGACGUGCCUAAGGUAGCCGUGCCCGCAGUGGACAUAAAAACACCGAAAUUCUUUGGUACAGCUGACGUGAAAUUGCCAAAAGCGGUCGACGUUCACAUUCCAAAAGUCGAUAUUCCGUCAGCCGAUCUUAAAUCACCAACAGUAUCUGGUAAGGUUGACAUCAAAUCACCAAAAGCAGUUGAUAUCACCCUGCCCCACGUGGAAUUGCCGAAGGUAGACUUUAAGUCAUCGGAAAUUUCCGAAAACCUGGACGUCCAUGUAUCAAAACCAACGGUGGACGUCGACGUGCCACAGGUAAAAUUGCCUGCAGUGGACAUAAAAACACCGGUAAUUGGCGGAAAGGUCGAUGUCAAAUUGCCCGAAUCCGUUGACUCGAAACCAGAAAAACACCAGUCGUUUUUGGGUAAACUAAUGCGUAAAGGCAAAAAGGACACGCCGCAGAAAUCAUUGGACAUUGACAUAGACACCGACAUUGUAGCUAAAACGGAAGUCACGUCUUUCUUGGACCAAGAGAGACAGGCGUUCGAAGUACCGGACCCGAAUUUGAAUUUGUCUGCAUCAUUACCGACCAUCGACGCACGAGUAGACGUUUCGGCUACUGACGAAUCUGCCGACUCGAAAUCACCAAGUGCUAAGUCGAGAAAGUCGAAGAAACCUAAAACUGAACAGACCGUACCACAAAUAAACAAACCGGCGGCUGAUGGCAAGGUUGAUAUCAAAUAUACCACAGGUGUCGAUAUUAAAUUACCUAAAGUCGACCUGCCAACGGUUGACGUUAAAACGCCGACAGUAUCCGGAAUCGUAGACUUACACGCACCGAAGACAUUUGACGUCAACGUGCCUCACGUCGACGUUCCGGCAGCUGACAUUAAAACACCGCAGAUCACCGGUAAACUGGACGUCAAGAAGCCAAAAGCGAUUGACGUUAAGAUUCCAACGGUCGAUUUGCCAUCAGUUGACGUUAAAUCACCACAAGUGUCGGCCAAAGUCGACAUCACAUCUCCGAAAAUCGGUAAACCCGAGUUCGAAUUACCUACGGUCGACAUCAAGACACCGGGCUUAUCCGAAAAAAUUGACGUCAAAGUAUCGAAAACAAUUGACGUGGACGUGCCUAAGGUAGCCGUGCCCGCAGUGGACAUAAAAACACCGAAAUUCUUUGGUACAGCUGACGUGAAAUUGCCAAAAGCGGUCGACGUUCACAUUCCAAAAGUCGAUAUUCCGUCAGCCGAUCUUAAAUCACCAACAGUAUCUGGUAAGGUUGACAUCAAAUCACCAAAAGCAGUUGAUAUCACCCUGCCCCACGUGGAAUUGCCGAAGGUAGACUUUAAGUCAUCGGAAAUUUCCGAAAACCUGGACGUCCAUGUAUCAAAACCAACGGUGGACGUCGACGUGCCACAGGUAAAAUUGCCUGCAGUGGACAUAAAAACACCGGUAAUUGGCGGAAAGGUCGAUGUCAAAUUGCCCGAAUCCGUUGACUCGAAACCAGAAAAACACCAGUCGUUUUUGGGUAAACUAAUGCGUAAAGGCAAAAAGGACACGCCGCAGAAAUCAUUGGACAUUGACAUAGACACCGACAUUGUAGCUAAAACGGAAGUCACGUCUUUCUUGGACCAAGAGAGACAGGCGUUCGAAGUACCGGACCCGAAUUUGAAUUUGUCUGCAUCAUUACCGACCAUCGACGCACGAGUAGACGUUUCGGCUACUGACGAAUCUGCCGACUCGAAAUCACCAAGUGCUAAGUCGAGAAAGUCGAAGAAACCUAAAACUGAACAGACCGUACCACAAAUAAACAAACCGGCGGCUGAUGGCAAGGUUGAUAUCAAAUAUACCACAGGUGUCGAUAUUAAAUUACCUAAAGUCGACCUGCCAACGGUUGACGUUAAAACGCCGACAGUAUCCGGAAUCGUAGACUUACACGCACCGAAGACAUUUGACGUCAACGUGCCUCACGUCGACGUUCCGGCAGCUGACAUUAAAACACCGCAGAUCACCGGUAAACUGGACGUCAAGAAGCCAAAAGCGAUUGACGUUAAGAUUCCAACGGUCGAUUUGCCAUCAGUUGACGUUAAAUCACCACAAGUGUCGGCCAAAGUCGACAUCACAUCUCCGAAAAUCGGUAAACCCGAGUUCGAAUUACCUACGGUCGACAUCAAGACACCGGGCUUAUCCGAAAAAAUUGACGUCAAAGUAUCGAAAACAAUUGACGUGGACGUGCCUAAGGUAGCCGUGCCCGCAGUGGACAUAAAAACACCGAAAUUCUUUGGUACAGCUGACGUGAAAUUGCCAAAAGCGGUCGACGUUCACAUUCCAAAAGUCGAUAUUCCGUCAGCCGAUCUUAAAUCACCAACAGUAUCUGGUAAGGUUGACAUCAAAUCACCAAAAGCAGUUGAUAUCACCCUGCCCCACGUGGAAUUGCCGAAGGUAGACUUUAAGUCAUCGGAAAUUUCCGAAAACCUGGACGUCCAUGUAUCAAAACCAACGGUGGACGUCGACGUGCCACAGGUAAAAUUGCCUGCAGUGGACAUAAAAACACCGGUAAUUGGCGGAAAGGUCGAUGUCAAAUUGCCCGAAUCCGUUGACUCGAAACCAGAAAAACACCAGUCGUUUUUGGGUAAACUAAUGCGUAAAGGCAAAAAGGACACGCCGCAGAAAUCAUUGGACAUUGACAUAGACACCGACAUUGUAGCUAAAACGGAAGUCACGUCUUUCUUGGACCAAGAGAGACAGGCGUUCGAAGUACCGGACCCGAAUUUGAAUUUGUCUGCAUCAUUACCGACCAUCGACGCACGAGUAGACGUUUCGGCUACUGACGAAUCUGCCGACUCGAAAUCACCAAGUGCUAAGUCGAGAAAGUCGAAGAAACCUAAAACUGAACAGACCGUACCACAAAUAAACAAACCGGCGGCUGAUGGCAAGGUUGAUAUCAAAUAUACCACAGGUGUCGAUAUUAAAUUACCUAAAGUCGACCUGCCAACGGUUGACGUUAAAACGCCGACAGUAUCCGGAAUCGUAGACUUACACGCACCGAAGACAUUUGACGUCAACGUGCCUCACGUCGACGUUCCGGCAGCUGACAUUAAAACACCGCAGAUCACCGGUAAACUGGACGUCAAGAAGCCAAAAGCGAUUGACGUUAAGAUUCCAACGGUCGAUUUGCCAUCAGUUGACGUUAAAUCACCACAAGUGUCGGCCAAAGUCGACAUCACAUCUCCGAAAAUCGGUAAACCCGAGUUCGAAUUACCUACGGUCGACAUCAAGACACCGGGCUUAUCCGAAAAAAUUGACGUCAAAGUAUCGAAAACAAUUGACGUGGACGUGCCUAAGGUAGCCGUGCCCGCAGUGGACAUAAAAACACCGAAAUUCUUUGGUACAGCUGACGUGAAAUUGCCAAAAGCGGUCGACGUUCACAUUCCAAAAGUCGAUAUUCCGUCAGCCGAUCUUAAAUCACCAACAGUAUCUGGUAAGGUUGACAUCAAAUCACCAAAAGCAGUUGAUAUCACCCUGCCCCACGUGGAAUUGCCGAAGGUAGACUUUAAGUCAUCGGAAAUUUCCGAAAACCUGGACGUCCAUGUAUCAAAACCAACGGUGGACGUCGACGUGCCACAGGUAAAAUUGCCUGCAGUGGACAUAAAAACACCGGUAAUUGGCGGAAAGGUCGAUGUCAAAUUGCCCGAAUCCGUUGACUCGAAACCAGAAAAACACCAGUCGUUUUUGGGUAAACUAAUGCGUAAAGGCAAAAAGGACACGCCGCAGAAAUCAUUGGACAUUGACAUAGACACCGACAUUGUAGCUAAAACGGAAGUCACGUCUUUCUUGGACCAAGAGAGACAGGCGUUCGAAGUACCGGACCCGAAUUUGAAUUUGUCUGCAUCAUUACCGACCAUCGACGCACGAGUAGACGUUUCGGCUACUGACGAAUCUGCCGACUCGAAAUCACCAAGUGCUAAGUCGAGAAAGUCGAAGAAACCUAAAACUGAACAGACCGUACCACAAAUAAACAAACCGGCGGCUGAUGGCAAGGUUGAUAUCAAAUAUACCACAGGUGUCGAUAUUAAAUUACCUAAAGUCGACCUGCCAACGGUUGACGUUAAAACGCCGACAGUAUCCGGAAUCGUAGACUUACACGCACCGAAGACAUUUGACGUCAACGUGCCUCACGUCGACGUUCCGGCAGCUGACAUUAAAACACCGCAGAUCACCGGUAAACUGGACGUCAAGAAGCCAAAAGCGAUUGACGUUAAGAUUCCAACGGUCGAUUUGCCAUCAGUUGACGUUAAAUCACCACAAGUGUCGGCCAAAGUCGACAUCACAUCUCCGAAAAUCGGUAAACCCGAGUUCGAAUUACCUACGGUCGACAUCAAGACACCGGGCUUAUCCGAAAAAAUUGACGUCAAAGUAUCGAAAACAAUUGACGUGGACGUGCCUAAGGUAGCCGUGCCCGCAGUGGACAUAAAAACACCGAAAUUCUUUGGUACAGCUGACGUGAAAUUGCCAAAAGCGGUCGACGUUCACAUUCCAAAAGUCGAUAUUCCGUCAGCCGAUCUUAAAUCACCAACAGUAUCUGGUAAGGUUGACAUCAAAUCACCAAAAGCAGUUGAUAUCACCCUGCCCCACGUGGAAUUGCCGAAGGUAGACUUUAAGUCAUCGGAAAUUUCCGAAAACCUGGACGUCCAUGUAUCAAAACCAACGGUGGACGUCGACGUGCCACAGGUAAAAUUGCCUGCAGUGGACAUAAAAACACCGGUAAUUGGCGGAAAGGUCGAUGUCAAAUUGCCCGAAUCCGUUGACUCGAAACCAGAAAAACACCAGUCGUUUUUGGGUAAACUAAUGCGUAAAGGCAAAAAGGACACGCCGCAGAAAUCAUUGGACAUUGACAUAGACACCGACAUUGUAGCUAAAACGGAAGUCACGUCUUUCUUGGACCAAGAGAGACAGGCGUUCGAAGUACCGGACCCGAAUUUGAAUUUGUCUGCAUCAUUACCGACCAUCGACGCACGAGUAGACGUUUCGGCUACUGACGAAUCUGCCGACUCGAAAUCACCAAGUGCUAAGUCGAGAAAGUCGAAGAAACCUAAAACUGAACAGACCGUACCACAAAUAAACAAACCGGCGGCUGAUGGCAAGGUUGAUAUCAAAUAUACCACAGGUGUCGAUAUUAAAUUACCUAAAGUCGACCUGCCAACGGUUGACGUUAAAACGCCGACAGUAUCCGGAAUCGUAGACUUACACGCACCGAAGACAUUUGACGUCAACGUGCCUCACGUCGACGUUCCGGCAGCUGACAUUAAAACACCGCAGAUCACCGGUAAACUGGACGUCAAGAAGCCAAAAGCGAUUGACGUUAAGAUUCCAACGGUCGAUUUGCCAUCAGUUGACGUUAAAUCACCACAAGUGUCGGCCAAAGUCGACAUCACAUCUCCGAAAAUCGGUAAACCCGAGUUCGAAUUACCUACGGUCGACAUCAAGACACCGGGCUUAUCCGAAAAAAUUGACGUCAAAGUAUCGAAAACAAUUGACGUGGACGUGCCUAAGGUAGCCGUGCCCGCAGUGGACAUAAAAACACCGAAAUUCUUUGGUACAGCUGACGUGAAAUUGCCAAAAGCGGUCGACGUUCACAUUCCAAAAGUCGAUAUUCCGUCAGCCGAUCUUAAAUCACCAACAGUAUCUGGUAAGGUUGACAUCAAAUCACCAAAAGCAGUUGAUAUCACCCUGCCCCACGUGGAAUUGCCGAAGGUAGACUUUAAGUCAUCGGAAAUUUCCGAAAACCUGGACGUCCAUGUAUCAAAACCAACGGUGGACGUCGACGUGCCACAGGUAAAAUUGCCUGCAGUGGACAUAAAAACACCGGUAAUUGGCGGAAAGGUCGAUGUCAAAUUGCCCGAAUCCGUUGACUCGAAACCAGAAAAACACCAGUCGUUUUUGGGUAAACUAAUGCGUAAAGGCAAAAAGGACACGCCGCAGAAAUCAUUGGACAUUGACAUAGACACCGACAUUGUAGCUAAAACGGAAGUCACGUCUUUCUUGGACCAAGAGAGACAGGCGUUCGAAGUACCGGACCCGAAUUUGAAUUUGUCUGCAUCAUUACCGACCAUCGACGCACGAGUAGACGUUUCGGCUACUGACGAAUCUGCCGACUCGAAAUCACCAAGUGCUAAGUCGAGAAAGUCGAAGAAACCUAAAACUGAACAGACCGUACCACAAAUAAACAAACCGGCGGCUGAUGGCAAGGUUGAUAUCAAAUAUACCACAGGUGUCGAUAUUAAAUUACCUAAAGUCGACCUGCCAACGGUUGACGUUAAAACGCCGACAGUAUCCGGAAUCGUAGACUUACACGCACCGAAGACAUUUGACGUCAACGUGCCUCACGUCGACGUUCCGGCAGCUGACAUUAAAACACCGCAGAUCACCGGUAAACUGGACGUCAAGAAGCCAAAAGCGAUUGACGUUAAGAUUCCAACGGUCGAUUUGCCAUCAGUUGACGUUAAAUCACCACAAGUGUCGGCCAAAGUCGACAUCACAUCUCCGAAAAUCGGUAAACCCGAGUUCGAAUUACCUACGGUCGACAUCAAGACACCGGGCUUAUCCGAAAAAAUUGACGUCAAAGUAUCGAAAACAAUUGACGUGGACGUGCCUAAGGUAGCCGUGCCCGCAGUGGACAUAAAAACACCGAAAUUCUUUGGUACAGCUGACGUGAAAUUGCCAAAAGCGGUCGACGUUCACAUUCCAAAAGUCGAUAUUCCGUCAGCCGAUCUUAAAUCACCAACAGUAUCUGGUAAGGUUGACAUCAAAUCACCAAAAGCAGUUGAUAUCACCCUGCCCCACGUGGAAUUGCCGAAGGUAGACUUUAAGUCAUCGGAAAUUUCCGAAAACCUGGACGUCCAUGUAUCAAAACCAACGGUGGACGUCGACGUGCCACAGGUAAAAUUGCCUGCAGUGGACAUAAAAACACCGGUAAUUGGCGGAAAGGUCGAUGUCAAAUUGCCCGAAUCCGUUGACUCGAAACCAGAAAAACACCAGUCGUUUUUGGGUAAACUAAUGCGUAAAGGCAAAAAGGACACGCCGCAGAAAUCAUUGGACAUUGACAUAGACACCGACAUUGUAGCUAAAACGGAAGUCACGUCUUUCUUGGACCAAGAGAGACAGGCGUUCGAAGUACCGGACCCGAAUUUGAAUUUGUCUGCAUCAUUACCGACCAUCGACGCACGAGUAGACGUUUCGGCUACUGACGAAUCUGCCGACUCGAAAUCACCAAGUGCUAAGUCGAGAAAGUCGAAGAAACCUAAAACUGAACAGACCGUACCACAAAUAAACAAACCGGCGGCUGAUGGCAAGGUUGAUAUCAAAUAUACCACAGGUGUCGAUAUUAAAUUACCUAAAGUCGACCUGCCAACGGUUGACGUUAAAACGCCGACAGUAUCCGGAAUCGUAGACUUACACGCACCGAAGACAUUUGACGUCAACGUGCCUCACGUCGACGUUCCGGCAGCUGACAUUAAAACACCGCAGAUCACCGGUAAACUGGACGUCAAGAAGCCAAAAGCGAUUGACGUUAAGAUUCCAACGGUCGAUUUGCCAUCAGUUGACGUUAAAUCACCACAAGUGUCGGCCAAAGUCGACAUCACAUCUCCGAAAAUCGGUAAACCCGAGUUCGAAUUACCUACGGUCGACAUCAAGACACCGGGCUUAUCCGAAAAAAUUGACGUCAAAGUAUCGAAAACAAUUGACGUGGACGUGCCUAAGGUAGCCGUGCCCGCAGUGGACAUAAAAACACCGAAAUUCUUUGGUACAGCUGACGUGAAAUUGCCAAAAGCGGUCGACGUUCACAUUCCAAAAGUCGAUAUUCCGUCAGCCGAUCUUAAAUCACCAACAGUAUCUGGUAAGGUUGACAUCAAAUCACCAAAAGCAGUUGAUAUCACCCUGCCCCACGUGGAAUUGCCGAAGGUAGACUUUAAGUCAUCGGAAAUUUCCGAAAACCUGGACGUCCAUGUAUCAAAACCAACGGUGGACGUCGACGUGCCACAGGUAAAAUUGCCUGCAGUGGACAUAAAAACACCGGUAAUUGGCGGAAAGGUCGAUGUCAAAUUGCCCGAAUCCGUUGACUCGAAACCAGAAAAACACCAGUCGUUUUUGGGUAAACUAAUGCGUAAAGGCAAAAAGGACACGCCGCAGAAAUCAUUGGACAUUGACAUAGACACCGACAUUGUAGCUAAAACGGAAGUCACGUCUUUCUUGGACCAAGAGAGACAGGCGUUCGAAGUACCGGACCCGAAUUUGAAUUUGUCUGCAUCAUUACCGACCAUCGACGCACGAGUAGACGUUUCGGCUACUGACGAAUCUGCCGACUCGAAAUCACCAAGUGCUAAGUCGAGAAAGUCGAAGAAACCUAAAACUGAACAGACCGUACCACAAAUAAACAAACCGGCGGCUGAUGGCAAGGUUGAUAUCAAAUAUACCACAGGUGUCGAUAUUAAAUUACCUAAAGUCGACCUGCCAACGGUUGACGUUAAAACGCCGACAGUAUCCGGAAUCGUAGACUUACACGCACCGAAGACAUUUGACGUCAACGUGCCUCACGUCGACGUUCCGGCAGCUGACAUUAAAACACCGCAGAUCACCGGUAAACUGGACGUCAAGAAGCCAAAAGCGAUUGACGUUAAGAUUCCAACGGUCGAUUUGCCAUCAGUUGACGUUAAAUCACCACAAGUGUCGGCCAAAGUCGACAUCACAUCUCCGAAAAUCGGUAAACCCGAGUUCGAAUUACCUACGGUCGACAUCAAGACACCGGGCUUAUCCGAAAAAAUUGACGUCAAAGUAUCGAAAACAAUUGACGUGGACGUGCCUAAGGUAGCCGUGCCCGCAGUGGACAUAAAAACACCGAAAUUCUUUGGUACAGCUGACGUGAAAUUGCCAAAAGCGGUCGACGUUCACAUUCCAAAAGUCGAUAUUCCGUCAGCCGAUCUUAAAUCACCAACAGUAUCUGGUAAGGUUGACAUCAAAUCACCAAAAGCAGUUGAUAUCACCCUGCCCCACGUGGAAUUGCCGAAGGUAGACUUUAAGUCAUCGGAAAUUUCCGAAAACCUGGACGUCCAUGUAUCAAAACCAACGGUGGACGUCGACGUGCCACAGGUAAAAUUGCCUGCAGUGGACAUAAAAACACCGGUAAUUGGCGGAAAGGUCGAUGUCAAAUUGCCCGAAUCCGUUGACUCGAAACCAGAAAAACACCAGUCGUUUUUGGGUAAACUAAUGCGUAAAGGCAAAAAGGACACGCCGCAGAAAUCAUUGGACAUUGACAUAGACACCGACAUUGUAGCUAAAACGGAAGUCACGUCUUUCUUGGACCAAGAGAGACAGGCGUUCGAAGUACCGGACCCGAAUUUGAAUUUGUCUGCAUCAUUACCGACCAUCGACGCACGAGUAGACGUUUCGGCUACUGACGAAUCUGCCGACUCGAAAUCACCAAGUGCUAAGUCGAGAAAGUCGAAGAAACCUAAAACUGAACAGACCGUACCACAAAUAAACAAACCGGCGGCUGAUGGCAAGGUUGAUAUCAAAUAUACCACAGGUGUCGAUAUUAAAUUACCUAAAGUCGACCUGCCAACGGUUGACGUUAAAACGCCGACAGUAUCCGGAAUCGUAGACUUACACGCACCGAAGACAUUUGACGUCAACGUGCCUCACGUCGACGUUCCGGCAGCUGACAUUAAAACACCGCAGAUCACCGGUAAACUGGACGUCAAGAAGCCAAAAGCGAUUGACGUUAAGAUUCCAACGGUCGAUUUGCCAUCAGUUGACGUUAAAUCACCACAAGUGUCGGCCAAAGUCGACAUCACAUCUCCGAAAAUCGGUAAACCCGAGUUCGAAUUACCUACGGUCGACAUCAAGACACCGGGCUUAUCCGAAAAAAUUGACGUCAAAGUAUCGAAAACAAUUGACGUGGACGUGCCUAAGGUAGCCGUGCCCGCAGUGGACAUAAAAACACCGAAAUUCUUUGGUACAGCUGACGUGAAAUUGCCAAAAGCGGUCGACGUUCACAUUCCAAAAGUCGAUAUUCCGUCAGCCGAUCUUAAAUCACCAACAGUAUCUGGUAAGGUUGACAUCAAAUCACCAAAAGCAGUUGAUAUCACCCUGCCCCACGUGGAAUUGCCGAAGGUAGACUUUAAGUCAUCGGAAAUUUCCGAAAACCUGGACGUCCAUGUAUCAAAACCAACGGUGGACGUCGACGUGCCACAGGUAAAAUUGCCUGCAGUGGACAUAAAAACACCGGUAAUUGGCGGAAAGGUCGAUGUCAAAUUGCCCGAAUCCGUUGACUCGAAACCAGAAAAACACCAGUCGUUUUUGGGUAAACUAAUGCGUAAAGGCAAAAAGGACACGCCGCAGAAAUCAUUGGACAUUGACAUAGACACCGACAUUGUAGCUAAAACGGAAGUCACGUCUUUCUUGGACCAAGAGAGACAGGCGUUCGAAGUACCGGACCCGAAUUUGAAUUUGUCUGCAUCAUUACCGACCAUCGACGCACGAGUAGACGUUUCGGCUACUGACGAAUCUGCCGACUCGAAAUCACCAAGUGCUAAGUCGAGAAAGUCGAAGAAACCUAAAACUGAACAGACCGUACCACAAAUAAACAAACCGGCGGCUGAUGGCAAGGUUGAUAUCAAAUAUACCACAGGUGUCGAUAUUAAAUUACCUAAAGUCGACCUGCCAACGGUUGACGUUAAAACGCCGACAGUAUCCGGAAUCGUAGACUUACACGCACCGAAGACAUUUGACGUCAACGUGCCUCACGUCGACGUUCCGGCAGCUGACAUUAAAACACCGCAGAUCACCGGUAAACUGGACGUCAAGAAGCCAAAAGCGAUUGACGUUAAGAUUCCAACGGUCGAUUUGCCAUCAGUUGACGUUAAAUCACCACAAGUGUCGGCCAAAGUCGACAUCACAUCUCCGAAAAUCGGUAAACCCGAGUUCGAAUUACCUACGGUCGACAUCAAGACACCGGGCUUAUCCGAAAAAAUUGACGUCAAAGUAUCGAAAACAAUUGACGUGGACGUGCCUAAGGUAGCCGUGCCCGCAGUGGACAUAAAAACACCGAAAUUCUUUGGUACAGCUGACGUGAAAUUGCCAAAAGCGGUCGACGUUCACAUUCCAAAAGUCGAUAUUCCGUCAGCCGAUCUUAAAUCACCAACAGUAUCUGGUAAGGUUGACAUCAAAUCACCAAAAGCAGUUGAUAUCACCCUGCCCCACGUGGAAUUGCCGAAGGUAGACUUUAAGUCAUCGGAAAUUUCCGAAAACCUGGACGUCCAUGUAUCAAAACCAACGGUGGACGUCGACGUGCCACAGGUAAAAUUGCCUGCAGUGGACAUAAAAACACCGGUAAUUGGCGGAAAGGUCGAUGUCAAAUUGCCCGAAUCCGUUGACUCGAAACCAGAAAAACACCAGUCGUUUUUGGGUAAACUAAUGCGUAAAGGCAAAAAGGACACGCCGCAGAAAUCAUUGGACAUUGACAUAGACACCGACAUUGUAGCUAAAACGGAAGUCACGUCUUUCUUGGACCAAGAGAGACAGGCGUUCGAAGUACCGGACCCGAAUUUGAAUUUGUCUGCAUCAUUACCGACCAUCGACGCACGAGUAGACGUUUCGGCUACUGACGAAUCUGCCGACUCGAAAUCACCAAGUGCUAAGUCGAGAAAGUCGAAGAAACCUAAAACUGAACAGACCGUACCACAAAUAAACAAACCGGCGGCUGAUGGCAAGGUUGAUAUCAAAUAUACCACAGGUGUCGAUAUUAAAUUACCUAAAGUCGACCUGCCAACGGUUGACGUUAAAACGCCGACAGUAUCCGGAAUCGUAGACUUACACGCACCGAAGACAUUUGACGUCAACGUGCCUCACGUCGACGUUCCGGCAGCUGACAUUAAAACACCGCAGAUCACCGGUAAACUGGACGUCAAGAAGCCAAAAGCGAUUGACGUUAAGAUUCCAACGGUCGAUUUGCCAUCAGUUGACGUUAAAUCACCACAAGUGUCGGCCAAAGUCGACAUCACAUCUCCGAAAAUCGGUAAACCCGAGUUCGAAUUACCUACGGUCGACAUCAAGACACCGGGCUUAUCCGAAAAAAUUGACGUCAAAGUAUCGAAAACAAUUGACGUGGACGUGCCUAAGGUAGCCGUGCCCGCAGUGGACAUAAAAACACCGAAAUUCUUUGGUACAGCUGACGUGAAAUUGCCAAAAGCGGUCGACGUUCACAUUCCAAAAGUCGAUAUUCCGUCAGCCGAUCUUAAAUCACCAACAGUAUCUGGUAAGGUUGACAUCAAAUCACCAAAAGCAGUUGAUAUCACCCUGCCCCACGUGGAAUUGCCGAAGGUAGACUUUAAGUCAUCGGAAAUUUCCGAAAACCUGGACGUCCAUGUAUCAAAACCAACGGUGGACGUCGACGUGCCACAGGUAAAAUUGCCUGCAGUGGACAUAAAAACACCGGUAAUUGGCGGAAAGGUCGAUGUCAAAUUGCCCGAAUCCGUUGACUCGAAACCAGAAAAACACCAGUCGUUUUUGGGUAAACUAAUGCGUAAAGGCAAAAAGGACACGCCGCAGAAAUCAUUGGACAUUGACAUAGACACCGACAUUGUAGCUAAAACGGAAGUCACGUCUUUCUUGGACCAAGAGAGACAGGCGUUCGAAGUACCGGACCCGAAUUUGAAUUUGUCUGCAUCAUUACCGACCAUCGACGCACGAGUAGACGUUUCGGCUACUGACGAAUCUGCCGACUCGAAAUCACCAAGUGCUAAGUCGAGAAAGUCGAAGAAACCUAAAACUGAACAGACCGUACCACAAAUAAACAAACCGGCGGCUGAUGGCAAGGUUGAUAUCAAAUAUACCACAGGUGUCGAUAUUAAAUUACCUAAAGUCGACCUGCCAACGGUUGACGUUAAAACGCCGACAGUAUCCGGAAUCGUAGACUUACACGCACCGAAGACAUUUGACGUCAACGUGCCUCACGUCGACGUUCCGGCAGCUGACAUUAAAACACCGCAGAUCACCGGUAAACUGGACGUCAAGAAGCCAAAAGCGAUUGACGUUAAGAUUCCAACGGUCGAUUUGCCAUCAGUUGACGUUAAAUCACCACAAGUGUCGGCCAAAGUCGACAUCACAUCUCCGAAAAUCGGUAAACCCGAGUUCGAAUUACCUACGGUCGACAUCAAGACACCGGGCUUAUCCGAAAAAAUUGACGUCAAAGUAUCGAAAACAAUUGACGUGGACGUGCCUAAGGUAGCCGUGCCCGCAGUGGACAUAAAAACACCGAAAUUCUUUGGUACAGCUGACGUGAAAUUGCCAAAAGCGGUCGACGUUCACAUUCCAAAAGUCGAUAUUCCGUCAGCCGAUCUUAAAUCACCAACAGUAUCUGGUAAGGUUGACAUCAAAUCACCAAAAGCAGUUGAUAUCACCCUGCCCCACGUGGAAUUGCCGAAGGUAGACUUUAAGUCAUCGGAAAUUUCCGAAAACCUGGACGUCCAUGUAUCAAAACCAACGGUGGACGUCGACGUGCCACAGGUAAAAUUGCCUGCAGUGGACAUAAAAACACCGGUAAUUGGCGGAAAGGUCGAUGUCAAAUUGCCCGAAUCCGUUGACUCGAAACCAGAAAAACACCAGUCGUUUUUGGGUAAACUAAUGCGUAAAGGCAAAAAGGACACGCCGCAGAAAUCAUUGGACAUUGACAUAGACACCGACAUUGUAGCUAAAACGGAAGUCACGUCUUUCUUGGACCAAGAGAGACAGGCGUUCGAAGUACCGGACCCGAAUUUGAAUUUGUCUGCAUCAUUACCGACCAUCGACGCACGAGUAGACGUUUCGGCUACUGACGAAUCUGCCGACUCGAAAUCACCAAGUGCUAAGUCGAGAAAGUCGAAGAAACCUAAAACUGAACAGACCGUACCACAAAUAAACAAACCGGCGGCUGAUGGCAAGGUUGAUAUCAAAUAUACCACAGGUGUCGAUAUUAAAUUACCUAAAGUCGACCUGCCAACGGUUGACGUUAAAACGCCGACAGUAUCCGGAAUCGUAGACUUACACGCACCGAAGACAUUUGACGUCAACGUGCCUCACGUCGACGUUCCGGCAGCUGACAUUAAAACACCGCAGAUCACCGGUAAACUGGACGUCAAGAAGCCAAAAGCGAUUGACGUUAAGAUUCCAACGGUCGAUUUGCCAUCAGUUGACGUUAAAUCACCACAAGUGUCGGCCAAAGUCGACAUCACAUCUCCGAAAAUCGGUAAACCCGAGUUCGAAUUACCUACGGUCGACAUCAAGACACCGGGCUUAUCCGAAAAAAUUGACGUCAAAGUAUCGAAAACAAUUGACGUGGACGUGCCUAAGGUAGCCGUGCCCGCAGUGGACAUAAAAACACCGAAAUUCUUUGGUACAGCUGACGUGAAAUUGCCAAAAGCGGUCGACGUUCACAUUCCAAAAGUCGAUAUUCCGUCAGCCGAUCUUAAAUCACCAACAGUAUCUGGUAAGGUUGACAUCAAAUCACCAAAAGCAGUUGAUAUCACCCUGCCCCACGUGGAAUUGCCGAAGGUAGACUUUAAGUCAUCGGAAAUUUCCGAAAACCUGGACGUCCAUGUAUCAAAACCAACGGUGGACGUCGACGUGCCACAGGUAAAAUUGCCUGCAGUGGACAUAAAAACACCGGUAAUUGGCGGAAAGGUCGAUGUCAAAUUGCCCGAAUCCGUUGACUCGAAACCAGAAAAACACCAGUCGUUUUUGGGUAAACUAAUGCGUAAAGGCAAAAAGGACACGCCGCAGAAAUCAUUGGACAUUGACAUAGACACCGACAUUGUAGCUAAAACGGAAGUCACGUCUUUCUUGGACCAAGAGAGACAGGCGUUCGAAGUACCGGACCCGAAUUUGAAUUUGUCUGCAUCAUUACCGACCAUCGACGCACGAGUAGACGUUUCGGCUACUGACGAAUCUGCCGACUCGAAAUCACCAAGUGCUAAGUCGAGAAAGUCGAAGAAACCUAAAACUGAACAGACCGUACCACAAAUAAACAAACCGGCGGCUGAUGGCAAGGUUGAUAUCAAAUAUACCACAGGUGUCGAUAUUAAAUUACCUAAAGUCGACCUGCCAACGGUUGACGUUAAAACGCCGACAGUAUCCGGAAUCGUAGACUUACACGCACCGAAGACAUUUGACGUCAACGUGCCUCACGUCGACGUUCCGGCAGCUGACAUUAAAACACCGCAGAUCACCGGUAAACUGGACGUCAAGAAGCCAAAAGCGAUUGACGUUAAGAUUCCAACGGUCGAUUUGCCAUCAGUUGACGUUAAAUCACCACAAGUGUCGGCCAAAGUCGACAUCACAUCUCCGAAAAUCGGUAAACCCGAGUUCGAAUUACCUACGGUCGACAUCAAGACACCGGGCUUAUCCGAAAAAAUUGACGUCAAAGUAUCGAAAACAAUUGACGUGGACGUGCCUAAGGUAGCCGUGCCCGCAGUGGACAUAAAAACACCGAAAUUCUUUGGUACAGCUGACGUGAAAUUGCCAAAAGCGGUCGACGUUCACAUUCCAAAAGUCGAUAUUCCGUCAGCCGAUCUUAAAUCACCAACAGUAUCUGGUAAGGUUGACAUCAAAUCACCAAAAGCAGUUGAUAUCACCCUGCCCCACGUGGAAUUGCCGAAGGUAGACUUUAAGUCAUCGGAAAUUUCCGAAAACCUGGACGUCCAUGUAUCAAAACCAACGGUGGACGUCGACGUGCCACAGGUAAAAUUGCCUGCAGUGGACAUAAAAACACCGGUAAUUGGCGGAAAGGUCGAUGUCAAAUUGCCCGAAUCCGUUGACUCGAAACCAGAAAAACACCAGUCGUUUUUGGGUAAACUAAUGCGUAAAGGCAAAAAGGACACGCCGCAGAAAUCAUUGGACAUUGACAUAGACACCGACAUUGUAGCUAAAACGGAAGUCACGUCUUUCUUGGACCAAGAGAGACAGGCGUUCGAAGUACCGGACCCGAAUUUGAAUUUGUCUGCAUCAUUACCGACCAUCGACGCACGAGUAGACGUUUCGGCUACUGACGAAUCUGCCGACUCGAAAUCACCAAGUGCUAAGUCGAGAAAGUCGAAGAAACCUAAAACUGAACAGACCGUACCACAAAUAAACAAACCGGCGGCUGAUGGCAAGGUUGAUAUCAAAUAUACCACAGGUGUCGAUAUUAAAUUACCUAAAGUCGACCUGCCAACGGUUGACGUUAAAACGCCGACAGUAUCCGGAAUCGUAGACUUACACGCACCGAAGACAUUUGACGUCAACGUGCCUCACGUCGACGUUCCGGCAGCUGACAUUAAAACACCGCAGAUCACCGGUAAACUGGACGUCAAGAAGCCAAAAGCGAUUGACGUUAAGAUUCCAACGGUCGAUUUGCCAUCAGUUGACGUUAAAUCACCACAAGUGUCGGCCAAAGUCGACAUCACAUCUCCGAAAAUCGGUAAACCCGAGUUCGAAUUACCUACGGUCGACAUCAAGACACCGGGCUUAUCCGAAAAAAUUGACGUCAAAGUAUCGAAAACAAUUGACGUGGACGUGCCUAAGGUAGCCGUGCCCGCAGUGGACAUAAAAACACCGAAAUUCUUUGGUACAGCUGACGUGAAAUUGCCAAAAGCGGUCGACGUUCACAUUCCAAAAGUCGAUAUUCCGUCAGCCGAUCUUAAAUCACCAACAGUAUCUGGUAAGGUGGACAUCAAAUCACCAAAAGCAGUUGAUAUCACCCUGCCCCACGUGGAAUUGCCGAAGGUAGACUUUAAGUCAUCGGAAAUUUCCGAAAACCUGGACGUCCAUGUAUCAAAACCAACGGUGGACGUCGACGUGCCACAGGUAAAAUUGCCUGCAGUGGACAUAAAAACACCGGUAAUUGGCGGAAAGGUCGAUGUCAAAUUGCCCGAAUCCGUUGACUCGAAACCAGAAAAACACCAGUCGUUUUUGGGUAAACUUAUGCGUAAAGGCAAAAAGGACACGCCGCAGAAAUCAUUGGACAUUGACAUAGACACCGACAUUGUAGCUAAAACGGAAGUCACGUCUUUCUUGGACCAAGAGAGACAGGCGUUCGAAGUACCGGACCCGAAUUUGAAUUUGUCUGCAUCAUUACCGACCAUCGACGCACGAGUAGACGUUUCGGCUACUGACGAAUCUGCCGACUCGAAAUCACCAAGUGCUAAGUCGAGAAAGUCGAAGAAACCUAAAACUGAACAGACCGUACCACAAAUAAACAAACCGGCGGCUGAUGGCAAGGUUGAUAUCAAAUAUACCACAGGUGUCGAUAUUAAAUUACCUAAAGUCGACCUGCCAACGGUUGACGUUAAAACGCCGACAGUAUCCGGAAUCGUAGACUUACACGCACCGAAGACAUUUGACGUCAACGUGCCUCACGUCGACGUUCCGGCAGCUGACAUUAAAACACCGCAGAUCACCGGUAAACUGGACGUCAAGAAGCCAAAAGCGAUUGACGUUAAGAUUCCAACGGUCGAUUUGCCAUCAGUUGACGUUAAAUCACCACAAGUGUCGGCCAAAGUCGACAUCACAUCUCCGAAAAUCGGUAAACCCGAGUUCGAAUUACCUACGGUCGACAUCAAGACACCGGGCUUAUCCGAAAAAAUUGACGUCAAAGUAUCGAAAACAAUUGACGUGGACGUGCCUAAGGUAGCCGUGCCCGCAGUGGACAUAAAAACACCGAAAUUCUUUGGUACAGCUGACGUGAAAUUGCCAAAAGCGGUCGACGUUCACAUUCCAAAAGUCGAUAUUCCGUCAGCCGAUCUUAAAUCACCAACAGUAUCUGGUAAGGUUGACAUCAAAUCACCAAAAGCAGUUGAUAUCACCCUGCCCCACGUGGAAUUGCCGAAGGUAGACUUUAAGUCAUCGGAAAUUUCCGAAAACCUGGACGUCCAUGUAUCAAAACCAACGGUGGACGUCGACGUGCCACAGGUAAAAUUGCCUGCAGUGGACAUAAAAACACCGGUAAUUGGCGGAAAGGUCGAUGUCAAAUUGCCCGAAUCCGUUGACUCGAAACCAGAAAAACACCAGUCGUUUUUGGGUAAACUAAUGCGUAAAGGCAAAAAGGACACGCCGCAGAAAUCAUUGGACAUUGACAUAGACACCGACAUUGUAGCUAAAACGGAAGUCACGUCUUUCUUGGACCAAGAGAGACAGGCGUUCGAAGUACCGGACCCGAAUUUGAAUUUGUCUGCAUCAUUACCGACCAUCGACGCACGAGUAGACGUUUCGGCUACUGACGAAUCUGCCGACUCGAAAUCACCAAGUGCUAAGUCGAGAAAGUCGAAGAAACCUAAAACUGAUCAAACUGCACUACAAAGUGACAAACCUACAGAAAACAAAUUAGACCGUAUUGAAGAUAAAACAUAUAACUACAAUGUAGAUAAUCAUGGUUCAUCUUUAUCGGUUCCUUUGUCAAAGUCCUCUAAUUUAGUUUCCCUUUGUGAUUCUUUGAAUCGUGUAAAAGAUGCCAAGUCAGCAUUGGUAAUGGCGGCUGAUAAAGAGAAGUUGAGAUCUUUUACAAUUGUUUACGAAGAAUAUAUUAUUUUGUUGACUAGUAUAUCAUCCUACAUAUCUGAAAAGGAACAUUCAGUAAACAGCGUUUUAAGCACUGAUGAAAUGUCAAGUAUUAAAAGAGUUAUCAAUGAUGCAGAAUCACAAGUAGACCAUAUAUCUAAAUUGAUAUCUCGAAAUACGCGUUCGCCUGAAGAAAAUGAUGAAUUUGAUGUUAAACUUAAUGAGCUACAGUCUAAAACGGUAGAAAUUAAAGAACUAUUCAAUACAUCAGUUCAAACUACUGAAACUAAAAACUCAGAAAAACUAAUUGCAUCAACUGAUAAAUGUACAAAAAAUAUCGAUCGAAUCAAAUCUGAGUUUGAACAUAUAAAAAAAGGAAAAUCUUCAAAUCAGGAUAAACUAGUUAAAGGAGAAACACUGUUAGAAUCUGUUCAAGUUGUCAUUGAAGAAUUAUACGACAAUGUUAGCAUACAUAAACUAGAUGAUAAUUAUAAACAUAGUCUGCCUGAUGAUGUUUAUAAAACUUUGAAAGCAGCAAAAAAAUUACAAAAAGAAAUUGAAAACGCCAAUUCCAACCUAGUAAAAGAUUUGGAAAAAGACGCAUUCUUUAACGUUAAUUCCAAAGAAUUAUACUUAAUAUAUAAAUCAUCUAUCCAGGCUAACAAAUUGCCAUCAAAAGACAACAAAGUCGAAAACAUACAGGAGAGCCUCAAUAAGUGUAACGAUGACUUUGCACUGUUAACUAACUUAAAAUUAACUCAUGAUCCUCAAAAAACGGACAAAAACGUGAUCAAAAAACUGGAUACAGACUUAAACAACAUUCAAUCGAGUAUAAAAACAUUGUUGAGCUUACAAUGCGAUUGUGCCCAUAUAGAAAACAUACUUGCUGAAGAGCAAAAAUGGUUUGAUCAGUUUAACCAAUCUGUACCAGAUUUACAAGGCACCACUUCGACAAACUACAAUCAACGUCUUACUCAUUUACAAACAUUAAUUACGGAAAUCAAUGUACACUACGACAAACUGUUGCAUUUGAAAAACACUAUCGGUGAACUCCAAGAGCAUACUAACGUGAACCCGUUGAAACAAACACUCGAUAAACAAAUCAAUGAUGUAUUCAACUUAAGAAAUAGCUUAAGAGCCGACUACUCAAGAAUGUUGACUUUUAAAAUACAAUUUGACCGAUACAGGGAUCUAAAAAUAAAUACAGAAUCGGCUCUUACGUCUUUGGUGUCGGAUUCAGAGCACAUCAAACCAAACCAAGACGAUGGUUUUAGCAAACAUGCAAUCCUUUCCGAACUGGAAAAUAUUGGCAAAAUGCUUACAGAAGCCAACGGCCGUUUAAACGAAUCCAUCGGUGUCCUGCCAAUAACCGAUGUCGACACUGAAACGGAUGCUUUGAAAGCGCUUGAAGUUAUUCACGGCCAGGAGAAUGCCAAAAGUGAUAAAACGUCAUUAAUUAUCAUCAACGACGAAGACAUUUCGAAAAGAUUACAUCAUCUGGAAUCGACGCUUGAAAAACCAAUGAAUACAAUUUCGGACCACAACAAAACACUCCGUAACGUUUUGUACGAAAUCACCAUUAUCGAGAGCACCACUAAGGAAACGGGAUUGAUCAAGCGAUCGAAUACUUUGCGAUACCAAUGUGACAAAAAAUUGUCCAAAGUCGUUGACUUGCAAAUCCAACUGGAUUCGUUGCGAGAGGAUAUGCUACAAGUCAACAACGACUUGAGCAAUACCGAAAUGUUAACAACAGAAAUUGGCAAUCAAGUAUGCGCAGAUAAACAAACUCUGGACGCGUACAUCAAGAAAACCAAUCAAACUAUUUCGGAUGAUUUAGAGAAGGCUCAGAAGAGGUUGUCGCUGAUUGCGCAAAAUUUCAAACAAAUCAAAGACGAUGUGAAACAUUAUAAGAAGGAACGAAAAUCGUUUGAAUCCGACUUGAACGAAACCGAAAAACGAUACAAAUUGUUAAAGACAAAACAGACUGAAACUGUUGGCAAACUGGAAACCAAGUUGCAGUAUUGGAUAUUGGUCGAUGAGUUAAUAAAAAACAUUAAGCUAAAAACGUGCUACGUUAAAAGUUCAACACAAGUGGCACUCGAAUCCGAUGAUAUAUUCGCCGACAAGAAUCUGGAAACAAUAAUCAAGCACUUAAAAGACGUUCGCGGUGCAUUCGACAAAGAGAACAAAACUAUCGUUGCUGCUGUGGAAAAUUUGUACAAAAAAGAUGAUAAACACGCAGUAGACGAUCUGAUCGAUGAUGAUUUCCAGCAAUGGACCGCCGCUGGCGCCGAAUUGAAAGAUCUCAACGAUCGUCUUGGGAAAACGUUGAAAAUCUUACACAACUACAGACAACUAAAGGAAACCACUGGCGAUUGGAUAAAUGGCAAGCUCGCGUCGAUCGACACCUCCGACGAUGUAUCGGACAAAGCGAAGGCUAUUGAAAAACAAAAGGAACACUUGGCUGAGUUGAGAAACAUGAUCACGGACAUAGGCGACACCAUGGGGUUGAACGCGGACGAUUUACCGCUGGACGAAGUGGAAGAGCUGAGUGUGAAACUGGAUAAAAUCCAAAAGGUCCUCGCCUCCCUUGGAGAUGUCUCGGACAAGAAGAACAAAAUGUCUCACGACCUCGAGAACGCCAAACGGCUUUUGCACGACAUGGAAAAAAGUUCUCCAAAGUCCAUCAAGGUCAACGAAGAAAGUCUUAAGGACUUAAGAACAAAAUUACUGAGUUUGAAUAGUUCCAAAAAAGACAUGGACGAAUCAUUGGACGCGGAUAACUUUUACGUGCCGUUGAACGAAAAACGAACAUACUCAAUAUUAGAAGUUUUCCAACUUUGGCAACAAAUAUUCAAAGAAACGUUCGAACAGUACCGCAGACUGUCGUGUUCGCUUCUCGAAAACGAAGACAACAAUAGAGUAUUUGAGUUGUGGCACGAUUAUCUUAUGUACGUUCAAGAAUUUUUAAGGUCUCCUGUACCCGGUGACUACCAUUCGCUCACAAGCUACGAACGCCUCUGCCAGGUCCACCAAGAAGUGCUGAAUAGCCAAAUGGAGAAUUUGACUACUUGCAUCAAAAACAAGCCUCAUGUAAUUAACGAACCGGACCUAGUAGAAAAAAUGUCGUCACUAACGGAAACGCAUAACGAUAUUUUGACCCGGCUCGAGGCGACUCACCAAGAAAUAUGGACCAGAAUUGGACAUUGGAGGGAAUACAGAAGGACUAUAAAGACGGUGUAUGAGUGGCUAUGGAAAACUGAAAACAUUCAUUCCAAUUUAAAUUUGAAAUUUAUUAACGUCAGAAGACUUCCGCAGUUAAAACUACAGAUACAAAAUCUUUUGAGCAGUUUAACACUGGAAAGUUCUCAGGUAGAAGACUUGGAACGAAAACAAAAUGUAAUAUUUACUUUUUGUAACAAAGAAACCGAAUCGGGCCACAGAAAAGAGUUGAUUGCAAUUAGCCAGCGGAUAAACGAAAUCCAAGCGUCGUUAGAAAUUUGGAAUGGCUACCUAAUAAACAUUGAAAAACUGACUAAUUCGUUCAACCAAGAAACCACCGAUAUCGAUGAAGUUCUCGAAGAUGUCCAAAAUCAAUUAGAACAACUUGUUCAUGAAUUGGACAGUGUAAAUAAGAACAGUAUACCGUCUGAUAGACUGACAAACGAAUCUAAAAAAAUCCAAGACAUAAGCCAACGUUUAGCGCUCUUAGAUUCCAAAUUCUUAACAGCUGAUGAUGCUCGAAAUGAACUAAAAGACUCUUUAGAUCCAAUAGAAAUCCGUACAUUUGGGCAGAAACUUAGAUUUUUAAAAUACCACCAAAAAGACUUACAACACCAACUGUUUUUGCUUACAUGUCGAUUAGAUAACUUGACGUUGAAGCCUCGGGAAUUUACAGAAAGAUCAACCGAAUUCAUACAUUGGGCUAUCGACAUGGAUUCUCAGUUGACAAGCUUAACUAAAUCUAUGAGAGAUCCCAAAUUCGCCACGGAAAUAUUAAAACCAGAAUUUGAGUCGCAGAUUGACUCUAAACAGAACGAAUUUGAUUGGUUAAACAAUACAGGACGCCAAUUAAUUGAUAAUGAGUCCAAAUUGAACCCAGAGCUGGCUCAUACUACCAAAGAAAAAUUAAAAGAAAUCGACGAAAAAUGGGUCCAAUUAAAACAUUCAAUACACAAGCAUACUCUUGAAUUACCUUCUAAAAUUUUACAUAUCAAUAAGUUGUCCGACGAAACUAAUUUACUAAAGUCUUGGAUAACUGACACGGAGUCAAAAGUUACUCGACCAAUAACUUUUGCUGAUAGUUCUGAAGAAACUUUAAGGAAAGAAUUGCAAAGACUGGAAAAUCUAAAAAGUAUGUUCAAAGAAAAGCAAGCCGAAUACGAUAGUUUACUGGUCAGGUGUAAUGAACAAUUGAAAGGUGAAACUAAUUCAGAUAAAUCAUUGGCCAAUGCUUCUCAAUUGGAGAGUUCUUUGAAAACGCUGUCUAUGAGCUGGGAAAAUUUGCAAUGUACGAUUGAAAGACAAAAUAGUGAAAUCCUGACUUAUUGGGAACAAUUGAAAAAUACUAGUCAACUAAUCAGUGCAGAACACGAAUGCAUUGAUCGCUUGAAAGCUACUCUCGGCGAGUAUAAUCAUGUUAGUGUAAUGGAACUCAACAAUUUAGCCAACACGAUCAAUACAUUUGAGCGAGAAAAACAAAACGAAAAGGAUACGUGGUCGAAAUUAGAGCAGGCCAUACCUAACCCACAAUCAACAUACACGGUUAAGUUUAUCGAAGAAGAAAUAGAAAUUAUUGCAAAAACAAGAAUUUCGGUAGAAAAAGAAAUCAGCUCGACACUUGUUGUACUCAAUAAGUCUCUCAAACUUUGGAAAGAUUUCACCAACUCACAUAGAAAAGCUGUAAUUACCUUAACGCAGAUCGACACCAAAUUAACUCAACUAGAGGUACUCGGCAACACGGAUAAUGUCGGCUUGAAAAAUACCAAUGAAUUUGGAAAUCUACAGGCGUUAGAAGAAAAAUUGAAGAAUAUCGAAGAACACCUCGAAAGAACUGAUGCGUUAGGAGAGCAACUUGCAAAAGAAUGUACUCCCAAUGACGUCAAAUGCAUUCAAGAAAUGACUGAAGAGUAUCGAAUGCUUCGGAAGGAUAUCAACAGCCGUAUGAGUAAACUAAAAGCGUCACGAGCCAACGAAAGUCCAUUAAAGAAAAAGCAGACAGUCAACGAAGAAGUUCAAGUAGAAACAUUAAUAUUCGGCAAAGACUUCCAAGGACAAGUGGACACGCUUCCUAUGGAAUUGCUGAGGAAUGAUUCUUUCCAGAACGAAUUGAGUACUGCAAUGACGAACGCCACGCGUAACGUUAAUAAUUUGGAAACGGCCAUUAAAAAUUCUGACAAGAAUUUAUUAAAAAGCGUCGCCCCUUGUCAAAUGUCAAUAGAUCUAAUUAAACAUCUAAGCGUCAUACUGAAAACGCAGUGUGGCGUUAUGAAAACCGACCCUAGUAUAGUGCAGUGCGAACAAAUAUUGGCCAAGUAUGAAGAUUUGAUGGCCAAAGUCCGUUCUCAACAACUGACUACUGAAACAAAUGUGACCAACUGCCCGCUGUGUUCCGAACAAAGCUGGUCCCAGUUUGACAACGACAUGUGGCGUUUGGAGCAUUGGAUACAGUCCACAGAAGCAAAGUUAAGCAUACUACCAAUAAUGCCACCCAAAAAUAUUGAACAACUAGAAGAUGUUAUCCAAGAACACAGAGAAGUCCUCUUAUACUUAGACAGUCACCGUAGCAUCGUUAAAUCACUGAACGUGAUUGGUCAACACUUGGCCGAGCACAGCAGUGAUAAAGAAAGGGCCGAACAAAUCAAAAACCAUUUGUCUGCUACUAACUCGAGAUGGGACCGCGUGUCUUUGGCUUGUACGGAAUGGCAGACAAAGUUACAAACGGCUCUUAUGGAGAAUGAAGAAUUUUACGAAAUGAUCGACGAACUAGUCACUUGGCUUGACAAAACGGAGCAUACGAUCAAGACAAACGAACCAAUUGAUCUGUCUGAAACCACAGAGGUCAUAACAGAGAAGUUCCACAAAUUCAAAAACAUACACAAGGAGUUAGAAAGGUGCGAGCCGAGAAUCGUAUCCUUGCUUGAAGCUUCUGAUUGGCUGCGACAAAUCAACGAAAAGUCCGAACUAAAGGUCCCCACGGACGACGACCAGAACAUCAUAAAUUCUCACUCGAGGCUGUCACAUCUUAGAGCCAGGGUGAACGCUCUUAUUAACAUGACCGGCGACUACACCAUAAACUUGGGCACGGUGCUGGGUUACGACAUGACGCCAGAAAACACGUGUAGGAGGCUCCAUCAGGUUGACGAUACAAGCACUGUUCUGAAUCGAUCCAACGAAGACGAAUCAAACACCACAAAUGCUGGUGAAGAGACGGUGUUGAGAAGAGGUUACCAAUUUUUCGGACGAGUUAUGCGUGCUUCUUUGCCUUUCCAAGCACUCAUGUUGCUUGUUUUGGGCGCUGCUUCUUUGGUGCCUGUCGUCGACGAGGAGUUCAGCUGCAUGGAAUCCAACAACAUCGCAUGGAGUCUAUACCCACUUCUCCGGUAUCCAGGAGGACCGCCUCCCGUUUGAACGGGUACACUUGUUACGACACCAAAAUGAAAUCCAAUUUUCGCGUUGACUUUACGAAACAAACCUAAUAUUUAUUAUCCCAGAUAUCGAUAUCAAAAUAAUAAAAAUUAUAUCAUACAUAUUUUUUUAUCGGAAUUAUUAUUAUUUAUUUUUAUUUUAUUUAAUCGAAAGAAUAAAAACGCUUUAAGCAUAUUUUAUUAAAUAAAUCAUUUUUUUUUUAAAUUUUAUUAUUAAACUAAAUAAAUGUGUCUAUGCCAUAAUAUUAUUAUGAUGAAUGAGCCCGGCGCUAGACGACAACGUAUAAGAGUAAUAACAUAUAAAUUAAAAAUAACAAGAUAAACUGUCGCUAAACAGGGUACAAACAAAAGAAAUAUACCAGCUAAAAGUCUGGCACUGUUUUACUCUAAUGAAAAAUAAUGCGCCACAUACCUCUUAUCAACGCCGUGUUAUGUUUUAUUUAAUCAAAAAUGGAACGUUAAUGUAUAGACACGUUUUAAACAAAUAAAAAAGGUCAAUUAAAAAACAUAUUUUUUUAACGUAUUACGUAAGUGCUUGUAAAUUUGAAAUAAUUUGUACAAUAAAAUUGGUUAAAGCGUUUUAUAUUCUUAAAAUAUUGUAUCUACUUAAUUAAUCGUGUAAUAUACGACGACCGAUAAGUGCCUACCAUACUAUACUGUACUAGGUAUAUAUUAUUGUUAUUAACCUUACUAAAUAUAGUGAUUACGUUUUGUUUAUAAGUUGUUUAAUACAUUUAUUUUACUUAUUAAUUUGCCUGACUAAUUUAUAUAUUAUGUUACAAUGCUACAAUUUAUUGUUAAAUAAAACUUUAAGUAUUUUAAAAU
Adelges cooleyi (spruce gall adelgid) is the source of this 62780-nucleotide messenger RNA. Its product is annotated as muscle-specific protein 300 kDa-like. The record is from RefSeq and is a predicted model, not a curated record. The transcript has 125 exons. Bases 127 to 61938 code for a protein of 20603 amino acids. Gene Ontology annotation, molecular function: actin filament binding. Gene Ontology annotation, biological process: nuclear migration. Gene Ontology annotation, cellular component: cytoplasm; nuclear outer membrane; meiotic nuclear membrane microtubule tethering complex. NCBI's taxonomy places the organism in Eukaryota, Metazoa, Arthropoda, Insecta, Hemiptera, Adelgidae.